AUACUUAGCGUUGUUUUGGUGGCUGGGCUCUCUUUUUGCUUAAAAAUGUGCUUCCCCAGUGUAUAUAUUAAAAAGAGGACAGAGAGCAAGCAAAGUAGUUUUUGUUUUUGGACUGCAGAUCUAUAGCGAUCAUUGUGAGGACUGAAUUUCUAUGUAACACUGCAGCUUGCUGUGUUCAACUGGUCUUGUGUGUACAGUACUUGGUUUGGGACAAUUCUUUGGGAAUUGGCUCUCAUGAUGCUGGCAAGGUGUCCUGAACGUUUUUAAGAAUUCAAUAUUUUCUGGGGUUGGUUGCCUGUGACAAUGAAAACAGUCAGGAGAUCCAAUUGAGUAUUCUCAGGGUAUCAAACUCUGUGAAGUUUAAAUUCUGUGACUGACUUAAAUAGGUGGUACAAGUCUAUACAUGUUUCCUUGGAAGUAAGGACCACUGAACAGAGCAGGAGUUAUUCCGAGGUAAGAAUGCAUAGGAUUGCAACAGUUCUUUAUUGCCAGAGGCUAGAAACUUGAAUGCUAACAAUCCUUUGGAAAUCCCCGUAAACACAAGGGGGACUUGAUAAAUGUUUUUCCUAACCCCAAGCUGUCGGACCUUCUGCGCACCAGUAUUUUCAGAAAUUAUUCCCGGCGACGGUUUUUUGCGGGCAUUUCUACUUCGCGGCCGUAUGGUAGCUCUGGCAACCUGUUGCCCCGGGGCCGCCCGCCUUCCUCCCGAGAGCGCGCGCUCUGGCGCUGCUCGCCUGCGUUUGUCUGGCGCGCGGCGGCGUCAGCCGGGGGUCCUCGAAGCGCGCCCCGCUGCGGCGUGUUGGCGGCGCCGCGUUGCCGGCCGGGCGGCCGCCCUUUGCCGAGGCCGCUGCGCUGCUUUGGCCGCCACGAGCCGCGAUGUAAACAUUCCACAAAAGGGCUCCUGCAGCCACCCAGGUGGGCGGGGCCUGCCUCUCCGCCUCCUCGAGCGACGGCUUCCUCCGCCACCAGCGGGCCUGGGGCCGUGCUUCGCCAUCCAAUGGGCGAACGGGAAGGGCGGGCCUUUGAUUCCGAUACGGAAUUUUUUUUAGCCGUCUCCCCCUUCCUCCUACAACCCUCCUUUCGCAUCCCCUUCCUGGGAGCCGUCGCCCAAUCGAGGCAGCGGAAGCUGGCCAGCGCCGCGCGGCAAUUGGCGGGGAGGCCGAGCGGCGUCAGCGCCGCCCAAUGGCCGUGCGGGAGGCCGCCCCGGGGGCAGGGGAGAGGCGGGAUUUCCCAAGGAACAGAGAAGCGGGCAGUGCUCGGCGGCGGCGGCCGUCCUGAGGCGGUUGGUCUGGGCAACCUGCUCCCUCGCUGCUGCUUUCGCUUCCCUUCGCCCGCUUCCCUUCGAGCGGCGCCCCCGCCGCGAGCUGCCUCGCCGCCCUGCUCGGUGUGGGGGACGCGGGGCGGGCAGACGGAGGCCUGGCUUGGCCUUCGGCUCCUGACGAGGCUCCCAGACCCGCCGCCUGAGGAGAAAGCGGCAACGGCGGGGAGCGAGACGAGGCGGGCGCCUUGAGCGCGAGGAGGACGGCAAGUACGAGGCAGCGGCGGCGCUGAGGUGAGCAGAAGGCGCGAGCGGCUGGGCGCGCGCACGCGCGCUGACAAGACCCGUGGCGGGCGGGCGAAGGGGAGCGUGGCGCGCGCGCAGUGUGUGGAGGGGCGUGGCUUCGCGCCUGUGUCGCGCGCGCCAUCCGUUGAAAGCGGGAGAGGGAGGGAGGAUGGAGGGAGUGGAAGCGAUUCGUUCGGUCAUCGGCACUAAGGCGGUGUCGGCCCCUCUUGUUCCCGCGCCGCCAAUCCUAGGCGGUUCUGGCUGCCUGGCCCGCCCCCAAGUUUCCCCUUCCCGGCCGGCUCUCUUCAGUCUCCCCCCACCCUGCUUAUUCGCGAUGCAUUGUGGCUCCGCCCCCUCGGGGAGGGCGGCGAGGGGCGCCGCCGGGUGGGCGGGGCCUCCCUCUCCCUCUCCCUCUCCCUCUCUCUCCGGUGGCGCUUCCGCGGCCACCGGCGCCGCCUCUGUUCCCCUUCCCCCCUCGGUAGUUUCGCCCAGGGUGAUGCGGCCCCUCCUGCGGGCCGUGGUCGCUGCAGUCGGGAGUUUGGGUCCUUUAAAAAAAAAAAAAAAUCAAAAAUUAUCACUCUUCCUGGAAUUCUGAUUCACUUUCACGACGAAGAGGAGGAGAGCUGCUUGUCCUGCAAGCCUAGCCCCGAUUACUUGGGAGUAAGACCAAGAGGACUUCAUUGUUAUUAACAUUAUCAUUAUCAUUUAUUAAAUUUGUAUACCGCCCUUCAUCCGUAGAUCUCGGGUAGGUAAAAACACAAAAUGCUUUAAGAAAUAGAACAGAAUAAAACAAUAAUCCCCCCUCCCUUCCUGCAAGCACAUUUAAAAGAAUAUAGGUUGUUAGCCAGCCAAAGGCCUUUUUGAAGAGGAACUUUUUCACCUAAGUAUAAUGAAAAUGCCAGACGAACCUCCCUGGGGAGAACAUCCCAGGAAUGUCGCUAUCCUGAUGGCUCACUUUCACCUCAGCUCCAGUGCUCAGGAAUGGAAGGCAGGGAAAGCUUGAGUGGAUGAGGAAGCGUGGCUAAAUGAAUGGAUGUAUUUGCUUUUUCUUCUUGUCAGUGUGGGCACAAAGCUCUUCAACGUGUGGCUGGUAAAAAACCUGGCUAGCAGCUCGGGAGCGCAGGAACAGCCACCCUUUCAUUCCAUGUGCCUGAGAAGCAGCUGCAGGAAGUAGUAGCUGCCUGGGCACCACCUCAUGGCUUUCCAGGCGAGAGCUAUGGCAGUCGUAAAAGCCCCCUUUAAAGGACCUUAUCCGAGGUCAUCAGGGUGAAGUUGGUCUGUUGCCAGAAGAGCGGAUGGUGACAGACCCCGGAGGCCCCUUGUAAUGCAACCAAUCACUUUGAAUCCUUCCUUAAUCACUCAGUUCUUACACUGAUGCCUUUUGUCCUCAGAUGCCCAAGUGUGAACAGAGACAGCACAUUUUGCUUUUCCAGACACUGGGUUGUGCUUAAAUGGGGUUCACUGCCAUGUGCAAUUUUUAAGAGUGGCUGUUUAAAAAUAAUGGUGUUUGUGUUGUGGAAUUUAGAGAGCAGCUAGCUGGCAGUUACUUUCCUCUAUUUUAGGAAUGCAAUUGGAUAUCUAGAAGAGUUGGUUAUAAAUAAUACAUAACUAUUAAAAUGAUUUUUUUAAAGUGACUGUUUUUCCCUUUGAAAAAAUUGCUGUGUAAGUUUCUAGAUUUCUUCAAACCUUGUGUAAAUAUUUUACAUGUUGUGUGCAAUGUUAUUGAAUUUAAUUUAUUUAUUCAGUUUUUUGCUGUCAUGGAUACAACCAUGUCUCUCCACUUGAAGUGCAGUUAUAGAAAAAGAUCAUACUAGUUCUCCUAAAGGUUCCAUCGUAUUCUAUGCUAUGGUUUCAGGGCAGAGUGGUUUUGUGCUUCUUUUACAGGGAUGGAGAACCUGUGGAUCUCUAGGUGUUCUUAACCAUGCCAGCUGAGGCUAAUAGGAGUUGCAGUGCAACAUCUGGAGGGCCACAGGUUCUCCAUCCCUGCCAAAAGCAUUUUGUCAUUAGUUACCAUUGGUUUGGUUUUGUGGGGGAUGGAGGGAUAGGUCAGCAUAGGGUCAGGAUAUUAAACUUCUCAACUCAAAUCUACAUACGUGUUAUACUCAUUCAUUUUAUUAAAACUGCAUCUUGCCUUCUUCAAGGAGCUCAAUUUAGCAUACAGUUUCCCUUGUCUUUCCUUCAGAACGUCCCUAUGAGGUAAGUUAGGCUGAGUGAAAAUGACAAGUCCGUAGUCACCUCUUGAACUUUACAGCUGAAUUGGGGUUUGAAACUGGGUCUGUCCAGUCCUGUCCUACACUCUGACCACUCCACCACACUGGCUGGGAGUAAUCCGCUGGGAGGAAGCUCCACUGAGCUCAGUUGGCCUUCUGAGUAGGCACAUACAGGAUUGUUGGGCAUAGAAUAUCAUUUUCAUAAGUUCUGCAUAGCCAUAUUUUAUGUUUACUUCACUUCCAUGCUUGAGUGGGCUUAUAAACCACUACAAAGCAGUAACAAUAACAUAAAGUCUUAGGACUUUUUAAUAAAAAAAUAUAGGGGAGUGAUGUUAUAGGCGGUUUAGAUCAGGGAGCAUGUGAAAUUACUACUGGCCGUUAUGUGGUCAGUUACACAAAUGGUGUGCAACAAUAUCACCAAAAACAUACAAACAUAGUUUUAUUGGAAACAGGAAAUAAAAUUCUUACUGUAUGUUGAUGCUUCUGAUUUGUAAAUCUCAUGCCUCUAUCUGCAUUAAUGAAAUCUAGAGUGGUUUGUUGCUAUGAGUGAUAUUGAUUGUAAAAGUACUUCAGUGCAGCUGCAUUAAUAUAACAGGGUCUGUGCUUUAUAAACAAACUUGCUGACUCCUAGUGCAAAAGGCUAGGAUUUAGACCUCUGAAUAUGUCCUUGUGACUUUAUCAUGCAGAAAUCUGAAGUUCUUUACUGAUAAUUCAUUCUCAAUAGCCCUAUUCAGGCAGCCUAUUGCCCGGUCUAUUAAUCACCCAAGGGAGACUGAUGGGAAUGAGCAUGCUAGCUUCAUGCCCCCCAUCCUGUCAUCAACUUGUGGACGGCAACUAUGAAGCUGGGGACUUCUGUAUCUCUGAAAAUUCACUGCAAUUUUUUAAAAUUAUUACAGUGGUGCUUUGGUUUACGAACUUAAUCCAUUGUGGAAGUCCGUUCUUAAACCAAAGCAUUCUUAAACCAAGGCGUGCUUUCCCAUAGCAGUGGGGGACUCAAUUUACAAAUGGAACACACUCAACAGGAAGCGAAACAUGUUCUUAUUCCAAAGCAAAGUUCACAAACCAAAACACCUACUUCCAGGUUUUCAGCGUUCUUAAUCCAAGUUGUUCAUAAACUAAGCUGUUCUUAAAUCAAGGUACCACGGUAUUUGGAAAAACUGUGUUCUAAAAUGCAUUGGGACCCACAGCCUACAUAAGUUGGUUUUGUCUACUUAAAAGUAAUUAGAUUUUUAAAAAUUAACUUAAAACUUUACAUUUUUAAAAUUUAAAAAAUUCAGAUUUUACUUCAGUAUAGCCGUACAGUGGUACCUCAGUUUUCGAAUGUCAUCCAUUCCAGAAGACCUUUCAAGUUCUGAAACGUUCAAAAACCGAAAACUCAAUAGCUGACAGCUAGGCCUCAGGAUCUUACACCCAGCGGAAGCUGCGUGGCAUGUUCGACUUUCAAAGCGUGUUCGAAAACCAAAGCAUUUACUUCUGGGUUUAUGGCAUUUGAAAACCGAAAUAUUCAGCAAUGGAGACGUUCGAAAACCGAGGUACCACUGUAUUCCACAGUUAUAAAUGAGUGAAAUGGUUAUAAAAAAUUGGUAUGUUGCCUCUUGCCUUUACUUUGGUCAUAUCCAAGAGGGGAUAAGGUAAUUGCUGAUGAAUUGCUUAUUAUCAAUUUCUUCCUUCAAGGAUUCCACAGUGACAUUUUAUCCUUUUAACAACAACCUUCUGUGGUAGUUUGCAGGGGAGAUAGUGAUUCUUAGACUUUCCAGUAGGCUUCACAGCUAGAGCUUCAGGAUAGAACAGGGAUAGGCAAACUAAGGCCCGUGGGCCGGAUGUGGCCCAAUCGCCUUCUCAAUUAGCGUGUUUUUACAUGAGUAGAAUGUUUCCUUUUAUUUAAAAUGCAUCUCUGGGUUAUUUGUGGGCAUGGGAAUCGUUCAUCCUGCCCCCCCCCCAUAUAGUCUGGCCCACCACAUGGUCUGAGGGAUGGUGGACCAGCCCACGGCUGAAAAAGGUUGCUGACCCCUGGGAUAGAGGCUGGUUGUCUUCAUACUGGGCAGAAGGUGUAUUACUGCUACUGACUGCUCUCAAAACCUAGUGCAGAGUGAAAAAAGCCCUUUCCCCUCCUUGCUGCCCUUUGGAACCUAGGCAAAUUGUGGGGUCCUUCUUAGCACUGGAGCUACUCACAAGCAUGCUGCAAGCAGCCAUUGCGUGUCUCUUAGCCUAAGGGUGGCAAAGGAUGAUGUUGACUCCCUUUUCUUGAUUCUUUUGCCUGUGUCAGAGGACAAGAUUCAGAAUGUUAUUUAAUUUUAUUAUGUUUCUAUUGCGCCCUUCCUCCAAAAAUAUCAGGUACACGGUUAUUUUCCUGCCGCCACCAACUUAAUCUUAAUCUUCCCAACAACCCUGUCAGGGAAUUAGGUUAAUGUCACCUAUUGAGCUUUAUAUCUGAGUGGCUUGAACCUGACACUUCACCAUACAGGUUUAUAGCUGUUUUUCUCCCCUACGUGGCAUGAAGCACAUUAUUUGGUGGAGGAGAGUGGCCUCUCACUUCACAGACAUAGGCAAAUGCAGUUGCCAGGAAGAGGGCAAUCUGGCACCUGCACCUGUAAAACCCUGGUGUAUAUCUUUUGAGUAGGAGGACAUUGCCCUUGAUUAAUUUGUAAAUGUUUGUGCCCUUAUAUUUGGAUCAGUCUGAAAUGUCUGUUAGGGAAAUGGUCGUUUUUAAUAAUAAUAAUAAUAAUAAUAAUAAUAAUAAUAAUAGUUUUUAUUUAUACCCCGCCCUCCCCAGCCAAGGCUAGGCUCAGGGCAGCUAACAAGUAAUAAUAAAAACAAGCUGAAUGAAUACAAACUUAAAAACAAGAUUAAAAUACAACAUUAAAAUAUUGAAACAUUAAAAUGCAGCCUCAUCAGAGGAGGAGAAAGGAAAAUAAAGAGGGGGAGGGAAUCAAAUUGGCUCCUAGCCAAAGGCCAGGUGGAACAACUCUGUCUUACAGGCCCUGCGGAAAGAAAUCAGAUCCUGCAGGGCCCUGGUCUCAUGAGGCAGAGCGUUCCACCAGGCCAGAGCCAGUGUUGAAAAGGCCCUGGCUCUGGUUGAAGCUAAUCUAACUUCCUUAGGGCCCGGGACCACUAGGGUGUUGCUAUUUAUCGACCUUGAGGCUUUCCGUGGGGCAUACUGGGAGAGGCGGUCCCGUAGGUACGAGGGUCCUAGGCUGUGAAGGGCUUUAAAGGUCAAAAGCAGCACCUUAAAUCUGACCCUGUACUCCACCGGGAGCCAGUGCAGCUGGAAAAGCAGUGGGUGAAUAUGCUCCCAUGGCAGGGACCCCGUGAGGAGCCUGAUCAGGGAGUGUGCCUCAUAUGUGCUACUGAACUUUGCCAGACUAUGAUGUCCUCUUAAAACUGGCCUUUUCUCCUUUCCAUUUCUUACAUAUCUUUCUUCCUGAGUAGUGGUUUGAAAUCAGUGGAUAAAGUUCAUUCUUUCUAGUGAGUGCAAAUCAUAUGCAAUGGGGAAUGGAAAAAAUCUGCUUUUGGCUGAUGAAAAAGGUUUGAUUUGUGUAAUGAUGACAUUUGAAUUUAAGCUAAUUUCACCUGCUAAUUGCUGAUGCUACAAUUCUUUUCCAUGCUAAGGUUGGGGUGAGUUGUAUUGCAAAUGAUGCUGGAUAUACUAUGUUGUUUUAUAACUGUGUGCCUUAUCUCUAUCUCUACAUUUUAAGUAUUAGAAGUUGAUAUUUUUAAAAUUAUGGUACUUAAUCUUCUGGGUGAAAUUUUACUCUUUGUUGUCUUAACUAGAAAUUUGUGUUGUUCCUUUGAAAAACACAGUUGGUGGUUUGUUUGCUUGCUUGCUUGCUUGCUUGCUUGCUUGCUUUUUUUCAUUUUCAAGCAAUUCCCAAAUUCCUGUUACAAGUUUGGGAUCUACUUCUGAAUGGUGACUAUUACAGCAGCUGUCUGACCUUGCCUAACCUCUGGGCAAAUCAACAGCAUGUGUUCUAAUGGAUGCAGAAGGAGAGAGAGUGUGUGUGUCUUGGGGAACAAUACAUAGGAGCAUCACUUCCUAUAGUUAAGUGACCUAAAUCUAAUUAGCACUAUCAACUGACAUGUAUGUAUCUUCAGAGUUAAUGGAAGGUUAUGUAUGUUAAUAGUUUCCUUUAGCCUCCUGAGGCUUAGACCAUGCAGAUUAGGACAAAAUUGUUUCAGUUGCUUGAAGGGAUCUGGAAUGAGAAACAGGAAUAUUUAGCAUAUGCGAAGCUUAGCAUUCUUAGUGUUGAGCUUGUAGGUUCUGAUUAUGGUGCCACUGGUGGACGAAUCCUGUGAGUUCUGCUUUUGGGACAGCAGCAUUUUUCUAUCCCUUCCUUGGUAGCCCCUUUGCCUCUUGAAAAAUUGCUCCAGAGGGUUAGGAGACUCCCCAGAGCUGCAUGAGAGGUAAUUCGUGAACAAUGCAGAAUGCACUGCUACUGAAUCCCAGUUCUAUUGGUGAACAAAAGGCAGCCUUUAGUUCAUGGAAUGGUAGUUCAACUCUCAGCCACACACUGGGCUACUUUGAUGUUAUUGUCCUACUAAAAAGCUUGUUUUAAUUUUAAACCCCCCUAUUACAUUGACUCAAAUUCUCAUUGGCACUUUGGUUGAAAAAGGAAAAUAAAGAGGAUAUGCCCUUUUAUUUUAAAAUGUAAAGCAUAUCACUUUCCAGAGAUAAGCCACUUUGCAUUGUUGAAAUGUUCAAGCGGAUUAUAUGUAAACAAGAUAAACUGGCUAAAGUGAAGACGUUUGCAGAGACCAGUACAGCACAACCAGAUCAUCUGGAGGAAGGUGAUUAUGUUUUUGUCAGCAUUUGAUAUUUGCUCUCUCUGAACCUCCCUAUGUAGGGCUCAGAUAGUGGCAUUCUUUUUCUCCUUAACAAUUAUGAUCUGCACAGGAAGUACUAAUAAUGUGUAAAGAAUUCUUGACAAGACCAGUAUAUGUUUGAGUAGGAAGCUGUAUAAUAGUAAAUUUUUAUUUAUACCCUGCCCUCCCCGGCCAGAGCCAGGCUCAGGGCGGCUAACACCAGUAAAAUUACAAUAAAAAUGGGGGGGGGGGCGCAACAAUUUAAAAUACAGGUUAAAAAUACAAUUUAAAAUGCAGCUUCAUUUUAAUAAUAGCCCAUAGAUCAAAACCAUAAGGGGAGGGAAACAUAAGGGUCAGACUGAGUCCAAACCAAAGGCUAGGCGGAACAGCUCUGUCUUGCAGGCCCUGCGGAAAGAUGUCAAGUCCAGCAGGGCCCUAGUCUCUUGUGACAGAGCGUUCCACCGAGUUGGGGCCAGUACUGAAAAGGCCCUGGCCCUAGUUGAGCCCAAUCUAACCACCUUGCGACUUAGGACCUCCAAAAUGUUGUCAUUUGUGGACCUUAAGGUCCUCUGCAGGGCAUACCAGAAGAGGCGGUCCUGUAGGUCAAAACCAGCACCCUGUACACCACCGGGAGCCAGUGCAGUUGGUAAAGCACUGGAUGAAUGUGAUCCCAUGGAAAGGACUCCGUAAGGAGCCUCGCCACAGCAUUCUGCACCCACUGGAGUUUCUGGGUCAGCUUCAAGGGCAGCCCCGCGUAGAGUGAGUUACAAUAAUCAAGCCUGGAGGUGACCGUCGCAUGGAUCACUGUGGCCAGAUCAGGGCAAGAAAGGUAAGGGACCAAUGCUUAAUACAGCGGAGAUGGGAAAAUGCCACCUUUGCUGUGGCCGCAACCUGCGCCGCCAUGGAAAGGGAGGCAUCGAAGGUUACACCCAAUCUCUUGACAGAAGGCACUGGUACUAAUUGAGCCCCUGCAAGAGAUGGGAGUUGGCCCCCCAACCCCAUGUCGUCCCGACCCAGCCAAAGGACUUCCGUCUUUGAAGGAUUUAACUUCAACCGGCUCCCACGCAGCUUAACCAGCCACAGCUUCCAAGCAUCAGGUCAGUGUGUCCGGGGCCGAGUCAGGGUGGCUGUCCAUCAACAGAUAAAGCUGGGUGUUAUCAGCAUAUUGAUGACAACCCAGCCCAAAGCUCCGGACAAUCUAGGCAAGGGGCACAUAAAGAUAUUGAAAAGCAUCGGGGAAAGGAUUGCACCCUGUGGGACUCCACACACCAAGGAGUGCCGCGGUAACAACUCCCUUCCUAGCGCCACCCUCUGUCCCUGACCUGAGAUAAAGGAGCGCAGCCAUUGUCGGACUGUGCUCUGAAUCUCCAUGUUGGCAAGGCGGUGAUCCAAAAGUUUGUGAUCGACCAUGUCGAAGGCUGCUGACAGGUCUUAUGAGAAUCAGCAGUCCUGACCCGCCUCAAUCCAGCUAUUUACGGAGAUCAUCUGUUAGGGCAACCAAAGCAGUCUCGGUCCCGUAACCAGGGCGAAAGCUGGACUGAAAUGGGUCCAGAGCCGAUGUUUCAUCCAGAAACCUACCAAACUGUUCGGCAACCACUCUCUCAAUUACCUUACCCAGGUACGGAAGAUUCAAAACCAGGCGGUAAUUGGAUAGAUCUAGAGGAUCUAGAGAUGUUUUCUUUAAGAGCGGAUGCAACACUGCUUCCUUCAACUCCCCUGGGAAAGUCCCCUGAUUGGGACUGAUUGAUGAUCUCACCCAGGUGGGCCCGCACCUUGUCUGGACACGCUCUAAUCAGCCAGCAUGGGCACAGGGCAAGUUGUGGGCCUUCCAGCUCGAAGGAAUCUGUCUACAUCGGCAGGGAGUAUCCGAUCAAAGUGGUCCAAUACUGGACCUGGGGACAGUCGAGGGGCCUCCAGUUCUGUUACUGUAUCCAAAUUGGCAGGGAGGUCACGGCGGAGCAGCAAGACUUUCUCCGCAAAAAAGCUCGCAAAUGCCUCACAGCUAUGGGUCAAAUUCGUAUUUAUAUUUGGCGGUUCCUCUAGGGUUGUUAAAGACCUAAUUAUUCUAAAAAGUUGCGCCUGGCGAGAGCUAGUGGAUGCAAUGGAAGCUGAGAAGUAAAACGUCUUUGCAGCUUUCACUGCCAUCUCAUAGGCUUUCAUAAGCGUCCUAUAAGAUGUUCUUGAGGCUCUGUCGCGAGCACGCCGCCAUACUCACUCUAGCCGUCUGAGGUCCCGCUUCAUUUUCCAGAGCUCCUCGGUAAACAAGGGGGUUUCGGCGGGGUCACAGAGGGCGCUUAGGUGCGAUCUCAUUGAUGGCCACCAAGAGCCAGUUAUUCUAGUUCUCGACAAGCUCAUCUAGUGAGCCGCUGGGGGAGCAGGGUCCCGCAAGGCCUGACGAAAUCCAUCAGGAUCCAUCAGUUUUCGCGGCUGAGCACAAAUAGGCUCACCACUCAAGCGGGGUGGGGGCGGGAAGUCAAUCCUGGCUUUCAGAGCAUAGUGAUCAGACCAUGGCACUUCCACAAGUGAGGACAUGAUCACAUCUAUACCCGCACCAAAAAUCAAAUCCAGCGUGUGGCCUGUUGGUGUGGGACCCAAAACAAACUGGGAGAGCCCUAGUGUCGCCAUGGAAGACACCAGGUCCAGAGCCCGUGAGGAGGGGGUGGCAUCAGUAUGGACGUUGAAGUCACCCAAAACCAGUAGGUUAAGGAACUUCAAGGCCCAGCCUGCCGCCACAUCCAACAGGCCUGACAGGGUGGCUGCUGGUGUGCUAGGUGGUCGGUACACCAGCCAGACAGCCAAGCUCUCCUUGGUGCCCCACACUAGGCCAACACAUUCAAUGCUGGAGAUUGGAGGUGAUGGUACAGCCCUGAAAGAGCAAUCCUCCCGGAUUAACAACGCUACCCCUCCCCCCGACCCACAGUCCGCGAUUGGUGGAGGACGGAGAAACCUGGUGGUGUCAUCUCAUGCAAGGUGACUACUUCACCUUCGCACACCCAGGUCUCCGUCACGCACACCACGUCAACCCCUUGCGAGAUAAAGAAGUCUCGCAAGGUGGCGGUUUUAUUGCCUAUGGCCAAUGACGGAAGUGGGUAAUCCCUGCUCACCCGACCCACGUCCCUUGGGAUGGGACAUAGAUUGGAAGGGGUUCGAGCAUCACCGCAUCUCAAAACCCUUCGCCGAUAAUAUCUACCCCCACCGCCAUUCCUCCCAUGCCCUUCGAUGGUGGCAAUCCCAGCCCCCACGCUAGCCUCCCCUGUAAAGAAAUGAUAUCCCCUCACUGACAUAACAUCCCUGGACCAAGUCUCCCAAAUCAAAAAGGUAUGAUAUUGAGAACUGCAGGUAUGAACUGCAGAGCUUGAUCAAAGUCAAUAUGACUUGCAGAGCUUGAUCAAAUGAAGUUCUAGUAGAAUAGACAAUUCCAAUAGAACUCCAAUAGACAAGAAUCAAAGAGAAUAAAUAUAUUCCGUAAUGGAGUGAAUAUUGUCUCUAAUUUUUGUCAUUUAGGGAGAUUGUGUAGAAAGAAAAACAAACGUUCAUAAAUAUUUUCAAGAGGAAAAUUAAUUAUGGAAACUGAAAUCUCCAUUGUGGAAAGCUUUUAAAAAAUAGGGUAGAAUACAGUGGUACCUCGGGUUAAAUACACUUCAGGUUACAUACGCUUCAGGUUACAGACUCCGCUAACCCAGAAAUAGUGCUUCAGGUCAAGAACUUUGCUUCAGGAUGAGAACAGAAAUCGUGCUCUGGCGGUGCAGCGGUACCAGGAGGCCCCAUUAGCUAAAGUGGUACUUCAGGUUAAGAACAGUUUCAGGUUAAGAACGGACCUCCGGAACGAAUUAAGUACUUAACCCGAGGUACCACUGUAUGUUAUUUCUGAUGACUUAUUUAAUCAUCAUCCAUAGGUUAGGCAACAAACUAGAGGAUCUCUGGUUUUUUUUGUUCUGCCUUGCACAUGAUACACUUCCCAUCAUUUUUGGGGACAGAUUUGUUGCAGAAGGCAAGAUAUUAAAAGAUGGACAUCAUCACUGUGUUUUAUGUCCACCACUUCCUUUCUGUGCUGGCUGGGCCUGAUGUUGCCCAAACCAUCCAGAGGGCACCAGUUUGGGGAAGAUUCCUUUCAAGUGUCACUCAACAGAACUGAUAUGUUGACUCACUGAUAUAAUGGCUCACAACCAUGAAUGAGCCUUUUUAUUGCCUUUCUGAAAUACCAUGAAAUAUUAGGUAGCCUUAGAGCACCCUUGCAAAUAAUUCUUAAAAGGUGCAAAGCCUAUCGUAUUUAACUUGUCAUUAGUGGCUUUAAGGGCAAAAAACCUAAAAGCACCCAGCUUUUGUAAAAACAUCUCUACUUUGUUACCUGAGUGUAUGUACAGUGGUGCCUCGCAAGACGAAAUUAAUUCUUUCUGCGAGUUUUUUCGUCUAGCGAAUUUUUCGUCUUGCGAAGCACGGUUUCCCAUAGGAAUGCAUUGAAAAUCAAUUAAUGUGUUCCUAUGGUCAAAAAAAGUCCAAACAAAGCCAAAUUUGGUACAAAAAGAGUUUAUUAAGUGCUCUUUAAAGUCACACAUACUGUAAAGAGCAUUUCAAAAAUUGAAGGAACAAUAAUUUAAGUUUCUAAACAUGACAGAAAAGCAUUUAAAAAUCACCAAAGUGUACAGUACUGUACAUACAUUUUCUAAGACUCUGGGAGACAACUCGAAGAAGGUUCCACUCUUUGCUUCUUGCACUCUUUGCUUCUUGCUGAAGAACCUGUCCAUGGUCUGCUGCUUCAUCUGCCUUUUCAGCACCUCCCUGAAAGGCGACAUGACCCUCGUAUCAAAAGUGUUCGAAAGGUCACGUGUCAGGUCCUUGUCAGGGUGGUGCCGCUGUACAAAAGCCUGCACAUCUUUCCACUUCAGGCAAAUGUCCCUCAGUUCUUUGGAGGACAACUGUUCCUCAGUUGCUUCCUCCUCUUCCAGCGAGGCCUGCUCCUGCGCAGCCUCUGCCUGCAGUUCGACCAGCUCCUGGGUGGUAAGCUUGUGGUUGUGCUCCUCCACCAGCUCGCUGACGUCCUCCUCUGUGACCUCCAGGCUCAUGGUCCUCCCCAAGGAAACAAUGUCCUACACCACUGUUGACUCUGGUGCAUCAGAGUCACUUGGUGCCACACAGUCCGGCCACAGGCUGCGCCAAGCGCAAUUCAAAUUUCUCUGGCUGAUCCCGUCCCAGGCCGUGGCGAUCAUCUUCAAGCAGGUGACGAUGUCGAAGUGGUCCUUCCAGAAUUCCCGCAGGGUGAUGUUGGUGCAAUCAGUCACCUCGAAGCAUCGCCUGAAAAGCUCCUUGGUGUAGAGUUUUUUGAAAUUGGCGAUGAGCUGCUGAUCCAUCGGCUGGAGCAGUGGCGUGGUGUUAGGCGGCAGGAACAUGAUGUUGAUGAGGCUGAACUCCUCCAACAAGUCCUCCUCAAGGCCUUUAGGAUGAGCAGGAGCAUUGUCCAUCAGAAGCAAAGCCUUCAGCGGCAGGUCGUUGUCCAGCAGGUACUGUUUGACAGCAGGGCCAAAAGCAAGAUUGACCCAGUCCACAAACAGCACACGUGUGACCCAAGCCUUACUGUUGGAUCGCCACAUGACACUCAGCUGCUCCUUGUCGACCUUGUGUUUCUUGAAGGCCCGUGGGUUCUCCGAGUGGUACACCAGCAGGGGCUUGAUCUUCAGGUCGCCGCUUGCGUUGGCACAGAAGAGCAGGGUCAGACGGUCCUUCAUGGGCUUGUGGCCAGGCAACCUGGCCUCCUCCUGAGUGAAGAAAGUUCUUUUGGGCAUCCUCUUCCAAAACAGCCCGGUCUCGUCGCAGUUGAAGACCUGCUGUGGAACGUAGCCCUCCGUCGUCACAACCUCCAGGAUCUCCGCUGCAAAGUCUUCAACCGCAGGAACAUCAGAACUGGCAGCCUCGCCAUGUCUGACCACGCUGUGGAUUCCAGAUGUCGCCUUGAACCGGUCAAACCAGCCUCUGCUUGCCUUGAAGACUUCUGGCUCGCCUGAGGUUCCUGGCUGUUGCCGGACGAAGUCUGCGUGCAAGGCCUUGGCCUUCUCACAAAUGACGGCCUCAGUCACUGUAUCCCCUGCACUCUGCUUCUCUUCUAACCAGAUGAGCAGCAACUUCUCCCACCUCCUCCAGAACAGCUGGGCGGUUCUUCACGAUCCUGGUGACUCCCUUGGCUACAUCAGUCGCAAGGAUCUUCUCCCUCAUCUUCAGGAUGGUCCCGAUGGUCGAUGGAUUCCUCCCGUACUCCCUGGCGAGGUCUGUCACACGCAUUCCACCGUCCUGCUUCCAGAUGAUCUCCUUCUUCAUUUCCAGCGUAACCUUCUCCUUCUUCCUCUCGCCGGCCUCUGCAGCAGCAGUCUUCUUGGGUCCCAUGGCAGCACAGCGCCUAGCUUCGCAACCCCCCCCCCAAAAAAAAUCAGUGCUUCACAUCCAAAAAAUUCAAAAGCACCAAACCUCCCAGAAAACACUUCAACAAUUCCCUGACCCCCCCCAGCCACCCACCACACAGAAAUCCAAACCCAGAAAUCUUUUUUUUAACAACAGCAGAGUGCCCCAAUGGUCACAGAAAAUCAUAAAAAUGCAGAAAAAAACACACAAGCUUCCAGAUUCUUGCAAACCCCUCCCCAACACCAAGUCCUUGAAUUCCAAACACCCCAACCCAAAAUCCAAAAACCCCCAAAAAAGUCCUGCCUUAAACUGCCUAAAUGAUCCACAGGUGACACCUGGGGUAUGAUAAGGGGGAGAAUUUAGAUCCCUGGAGUGAACUAUUGUAUGGCGUUGCCCUUGUUGUGAAAAGGAUGUCACAGUCAACAUUCAGCAUUCACAUUGUUGGAAAAAGUAGCUAGGAGACAGCUCCAAGUAUCCACUAAUGCAGUCCAGUUGGGCCUCUGGCCCUAACCUUUAUCUUUGUAUGGCUAUUUUUGUUUUUUUAAUUUGCCGCAUUCUCCUCUUUUUCUUCAUUUUCCUUUUCAAAGUUUUUGUCUGGAUAACAAUUCAUUCCUCACGAUGUUUAUAAGUAGCCACAUAAUCUGGUCAUCCUUGGGAAGAAACAAUCUCAUUUAGACUAGCAGGUAAGGGAGGUGUAAAAAAAACUUGGUCCUCUGUGCCUUUCAGAGCCAGAAUGGCUAGCUGGGCAUCAUGUGGAUAGCAGACUACAAUGGUUCUGUGGACUAGUUGCCUUGUGAACAUAUUUUCCUUUUCCCAGGCAACCAGUGUUUGAAAUUAACCAGUUGCCAGUCGCUUUCUGCAACUCAGGAGUGCUUCCUUGUGGCCAAGUUGAGAUUUGCAGUCACAUGGUUUGCACAUGGUGCAGAGAACUCUUCUGGCUGGGCAGGAGAUGCCUUCCAGGACGCUUGUUGAUGUCUUUUCCAUUGUUGUACAAUUUGCAUAAGAAGCUCUUUCACACAGUUAAAUAGAUUGCUUCUCUUGGGGGGGGGGGCAGAAAGGGAGAUCUGGCCGAUUUUCACCCCACCCCUUCAGCCUUUCUGUGAGACUGCAAGUUAUGGACAGUUAAAUGGGUUUUACUCAGGGCCUUAGAAAAAAGGUGCCAUGAAGCUGUUAAAGCAAGUGCCACGCUUUUAACCAGUGCCUUUUUUCUAGGGGGACAAAGGUGCUUGUUCUCCAUACCCUUGACAGAAAAAGGACUGGUUUUUAUUGUGGGGCUUCUGCUGCUGAUUCCUGAGCUGGCUGAUUAUUUAAGGAGUUUCUAAUGGUGAUCUUGCUUCUCAGAAGUGAAAUGACUCUAGCAGUUAAGCAGUGCCUCUUUUAUUGCUUUGCCUUUCAUUUUUCCCCAUAAUAAUAUUUUUGCUGGCUUGCUUGGAAGGUUUGCCCCCUUUAUUUGGAUUCUGCUGCAUCAUUUUCUUUUCUAGGAAUGCAUAUUGAGCAUGGGGGUGGGGAGAGCAGAGCUGGCCUAAGGAAGGUGGGCCCCCUCUACACGGCCAGGUUGUGUUGGGGAAGGGGGAUAAGGGGGUGGAGGGGGAAGCCUCACCUGACACAGGGAGAAUAGGAGGAGUAGGCGGCAACUGGAGCACUCCUGGAGCUGCCUUGUGGGGCGAGAGGGUUACAGGGUUCUUUGGAGCUGCGGUAGCACUAACACCAAUGUUUGGAAGCUGCAGGAGCUGCUUAAGAAGUUGGAGCAGCAAAACGAGCAGCUAGGUCUGCAUUUGCAGCGCUGGUGGGGCUCCAGGCAACGGCCCCCAAAGGCUCCUCGGCAGCAUCCCCAGCAGUGCAAUCUCGGGUGUCUGCACCCUCUUGCUGCAACCCUCCGCAUCCCGCUGUUGCCCACAAGGAGCAGCCCUCUGCUUCCAGGGCUCAAAAGUCACUGCCUUGGCCCCAACAAAACUGGACCCAGGUGGCCUUUGCGGAGCUGCUAAAGCCCAGUGAGCUGGACUGGCUGGCUGGCUGGCUGUGGGGAAUCACUUGGCUUGUGCAGCACUUCUGGUGCCAUGUUACCCUGCGGACCAGGUGAUUCGCAGAGCAGUGCAGCAGCAAAAGAGGUGUAUCUUGGUGCGCUGCUGCCCCGCAGACCAACUGACUGACGUGGCAUUGUAGCUACACCAGUCAGGUGGAGAUGUUAGGCACCAAGCAAUGGCGCCUGGACAUCUCCACUGAUUCGUUAAAGGCCGGUUGUCCGUCACAAAAUGUAACCAGCGCCCGGCUAAUUUUGAACGCUGAGUCCAAGUAGAAUAAAUAUUCUUAUAUCUUGAAAUAGAUAUGAGAACCAUUUUUGUCUUGUUCUUGGUUCUGGUCCUGUGACAGUGAGUGAGAUUUACCUGCUUUUUGAAACCAACUCUGCAGCAUGAGGCAGAACGCCUUUCUAUUCCUUCCUGGAGAUGAGUUAGCAAAGUUUGCUGAUGACACCAAGUUGUUCAGGGUAGUUUUGAACAAAAAGAGGCUGUAAAUCGCUCCAAAGGGAUCUCUCCAAACUGGGUGAAUGAGUAUUAAAAUGAUAAAUCUGAUGCAGUGUUAAUAAGUGUAAGGGGAUGCAUGCAAGGGGCAACAUAUCCUAACAUUACAUAUAUGCUAUUGAGGGCUGAGCUGGUGGUGUCCUACCAUUAUAGGGUCAUAGGGCCCAAUGAAGAUGUUGACCCAGGUUGUGGCAGUGGUAAAAAUGGAGAAUUAUAUUUUUGGGAUCAUCAGGGAAAGGAUUGGAAACAGAACUGGAAAUAUCACAAUGGCCUUAUACAAGCCUAUGGUGCAGCUGCACUUGAAAUACUGUGUACAAUCCUGGUUACCACAACUCUUAAAGGAUAUUAUGAUGCUGGAAUUCAAAUCCUCACUCAGCCAUGAAAUUCACUAGUUGUUAUUGUCCCACACGUGCCUAAAUUUCAGUCCCACUGUGCUCUCUGUAUGAUCUGUUUUGCUAUGGCUCCUAGCUUUUAUAUCUCAGUUUCUAACACUGCAGACAACCCUUGUGAAGUAGAUUAAUAUUUGCAAACAAAAACACUUAAGGAAGCUUUUAAAAAGCAGGUUAACCUGAGAAGUAGGUUAGGCUAAAAGAGUGGUCUGCCAAAGGCCAUUCAGAAGAACUUGGCUAACUCAGCUUGGAUUGAAACUGGUCUUUCUUCCGGUGGGGUGGGGUGGGGUGGGGUGGGGUGGGGGUGGAUUAGGAUCUGCACAAGCAGAUAUGGUAGCAUUUAUCUUGUAUAUGGUACUUUAGUUCUAUAGUUUGGCAUAACUGCUCUCAUGAAGCCAUCCAGUUUCUGUCAAGUUUAUCAUGAUACAUUUAAGGUGAAACUAAAAUGUAAUAUGUUUGUCCACCUAUAAAUCUUCAGUCUAGUCACAUUAUACCCUCUAAACUCGUGUUUCCCAAACUUUGGUCUCCAGCUGUGUUGGGACUACAAUUCCCACCAACCCUGACCCCACUGGUCCUGCUCGUGAGGGAUGAUGAGAGUUGUAGUCUAAAAACAGCUGAGACCCAAGUUUGGGAAACACUGCUCUAAAUUCCUACAAAGAGCAGCCUUUGUUUAAAUGCAUAACUAGAAUCUUUGUUGUUUUGUCUCCUUGAUUUUGAAAUACAAUUUUUACUGUUAAGGUUGACAAUUCAUUGCUUCUAUUUGUCCAUUCCUCUUUCUAACAGGUUUUAUAGUGCUUUCCUGAGCAUGAAUUCAGAAUGAAGCGGCGAUUGGAUGAACAGGAGUCACCUGUGUACGCGUCACAGCAGAGACGUAUCGCCAGCAACACAGAACCAUUCCAACACCAGCAUCGUGUUCUUGCUCCAGCACCACCUGUAUAUGAAUCUGUUUCGGAGACCAUGCAAUCUGCUACUGGGAUACAGUACUCUGUAACACCCAGCUACCAGGUAGAAUUGCUGUCAUGUUUUUUAAGCUUAUGUCCUCUCAGGAAGUUCAUCAAUCUUCAUUGCUCUGUGGGCAAACAAUAACAUAACAAUAAAGAGCAUGUUUUCUCUCUCCUCCACCUCCCGGUGUGUGAGACUCGAGCCUCCUUGCCCUUGGAAGUAGAUACAGUCUUGAGGCCCAUCAUUUAAUAGUGCAAUCCUCAGCAUGUUCGUUUGGAAGUAAAUCUCUUGGUCAAGCUGGUACUGUCAGUAAUGGGGAUGGGUGUAUCAGUUUAAGUAGGUGACAGGGUUCUAGCCAUGCUCUUCCUGUGCCCAACUGUGGGGACUCUGCACAGGGAUGCAUCAUUGUUGUUCAGACAUGUCACUCCAGGCCAGGCUUAGCUUUCUCAAAGGAGCACUUGAAAGCAAAGCUCUAGGCUGGGCAACCAAAGAUGCUUCAGCAAUAUGAGUUCAUUUUUUGCCACAGAUGUUGCUUUGAUGGAAGUUAUUUGGAGUCAUCAUUCCCAGGUGACCUCCAGAGCAAUUGUUUGGAGAUACCCAUGCUGGCAUAAGGCUUAGCGCUAGUGGCUUGUCUUUAUUCUCUCCUUCCCAGGUGUCCACUGUGCCGCAGAGCUCCAGCAGUCAUGGGCCCACUCUCGCAACUGCCCAUAGUGGGCAUCACCAUCCCAACCCACCCCAGCCUCAUGGCAGCCAAGUGGUGCAGAGUCAUGCUCACCCAACUCCCCCUGCAGCACCAGUGCAGGGGCAGCAACAGUUCCAGAGGCUGAAGGUAAGGUCUGAGGUAGAUUAAGUUGGUUUCAUUUAACCUUUCUUCAGAGAAGCACAGACUGCUUGGGGAAAUGAGAAAGUUACGCUGUUAGCUCAAGUGGAUAUCCACUUACUUGGUUGCAAGUUGCUUUGGGUUGCCGUUGGCAACAUAAAGCGAUUAACAUAUUGUAUAAAUGUAUAAAAUAAAGUGUUGUAUGGCUGCGGGCUUUUAGAACUUUUAGGUCAGGGGUCAGCAAACUUUUUCAGCAGGGGGCCGGUCCACUGUCCCUUAGACCUUGUGGGGGGCUGGACUGUAUUUUGAGGGGGGAAAUGAACGAAUUCCCAUGGCCCAAAAAUAACCCAGAGAUGCAUUUUAAAUAAAAGCACACAUUCUACUCAUGUAAAAACACGCUGAUUCCUGGACCGUCCGUGGGCCAGAUUUAGAAGGCGAUUGGGCCGGAUCUGGGCCCCGGGCCUUAGUUUGCCUACCCAUGAAGUAGGAGAAUCCUGGUUUUAUCUAGGGGAUGUUAUGCAGUUUUUGUAUGAGUCUUUGCUAGCAGCUUUUGGAAUAACUAGUCAAGGUUUGUUUUUGUGCCUUGCUGCAAACCUGACCAGAUAAGCUAUAGUGGUGUACAUUGAGGAAUAGCAGAAAUAAGAUACAUACCCUGUUUUAUCAAUAGUUUAGUAACACUGAAGAACUUCAACUGUACUGUUAUGGUUUUCUCUCUUCUUCUUACAUUGCUGUUAAUCUAACUGCAUGGAUCUCAUAUCUUGGCUGUUAAAAGGUUUCUUUCCCACUGCCACCCCUACAUAAAGGUCAGCAACAGAGGGGGAGGCAGAAGUCAAACAGCAUUUAAGUCAGUGGUGGAGGGCCUGUGACACCCCCUCCCCCAAGUUCUUGUUGGACUCCGGUUCACAUCAGCCUUAGUCACCACACUAGUGGUCAAGCAUAAUGGGAGUUGUAUGUCAGAAACAAUUGGAUGGCCACAGGUUCCCAAUCUUUUGGUUAAGGCCACUUGCUGUCCCACUAAAAUUUUGUGCAGGCCUAGGACGGUUUGAUUUCUUGCGUGUUCACCUGGACAAAUUAUUGUAUUUAUAUACCACAUUUUUCUUUCAACAAGCUCAAGGUGGUGUACAUGGUUUUCUGCCUCCCUAUUUCACCCUCAUAACAACCCUGUGAGGUAGGUUAGGUUAGGAGAUGGUGUUGGGCCCAAGGUCUCCCAGGGAGCUUUAUGGUUGUCGUCCUUGGCCAAGGAGGGCAUGUCCCUGACAAGGGGAUGUGUGAACUCUGAUAGCCUCUGAUCAUCUCUUCUAUAGGUUGUUUUGUUAUGCUGUAUUCAAUACUAGUCCUACUCAAAGUAAACCCUCUGAAAUUAAUGAACUUAAGACAGUCCUUUUCAUUAACUUUUAUUCUGAGUAAGGCUGACUUUACAUACAUCCCAUUUCUUAUAUGUAUGUAAAUAUCUACUUUUUGGGGGUGUUUCUUUGUCCUGUACUUGUUUUCUGCUGCAGCAUGUGCUGUUGCCACUGUCAGGCGCAGUGAGUAUUACUUUGUGAAAGUAUCUCUGGUAUAGCUCUUGGCUGCGGCCAAGAAAUGGCCUGCGGGGGGCGGGGAGAGAAGCCCUCUGAGGCGUGUUUCUCCAUUUUUUAAAAGGAAUUUGCCAACCAGCAAUUGUGCCUUGGUUGUCGAACAAAAAAGUGAACAAAAGUUUCUAUCAUUGAACUCAGGAAAACUGUUACGUAAGUCUGAGGAAAGAGCACAUGCAUAGCCCAGCUGUUGCAGAAAAAAAAACUUUUUAAAAAACAGGUUUUCACUCAGGCUGAAAUAUUGCUUAAAUAACCAGCCUGAAGAGUGUCUGUGGUACAGUAUAUUGAUUUUCUGCACAGCACCCCGCUUAUGAAGGGUUUGCAAUUUCAGGCUUGUCCACUAGACAUUUGUUUUAAAAGCCUGCUUGGAAGCCCUUCUGGGCGCUCUUAUCCAACCCUUUGUAAUUUGUAAAUUUCCCCAGAAAGCAGCAGCAAAAUGCACAUCACAAAAUGGCCACACCGAUUACAACGUAAAACAAGAAAGUAGUGUCAGGUCCCUUACUGUGCCCCUCCUUGGAACUUUGCCUUGGGCUGCAGUAGCACUAUUCACUUUUUGAGAGGACUGUUGUGUUGCAUGACAAGAGAUGUGAAGCUCCAGAAAGGCCACCCCCCCCCAAAAAAAAAUGGUAGAAGUGUGGGACAGACUAUUCUCCUCCACUCUUCCCAGUUCUCUGUUUUCCCCCCAGGCCUUUAUAUCUCUUAUGUACGGCUGGGCUUCACAGAAGAGAGAGCUAUACACAGUGCAGAAUUGCUUUCUGGUGGAAGAAUAAGUUUUGCUUAACUGCUUUUUUGUAUCUCAGGGGUUGCAUUCCCUGUGCAUGUGCAAGAAUGGAAAUAAAAUGGUGACAGAAAGACAUGUUCCUAAGUUGCUUUUGUUGAUCUUAGGUGGAAGAUGCCCUCUCCUACCUUGACCAAGUGAAGCUGCAAUUUGGCAGCCAGCCUCAAGUCUACAACGACUUCUUGGACAUCAUGAAGGAGUUUAAAUCUCAAAGGUGCGAACCUGCUGUGUGCUUUAUUUUAACAGAUGCUUCUUCGGGCCAUGUAGUAUUUCACUAGUAAGGUCAAAAUCAAAUACCUGACAAUAUCACACAUUUGAAUCUUUCCCUUUGUCUGCCCUAAAUUCACCACAGUCCUAUCUUGCCUGCUGUUUUUUUCUUGUGCUUGUUUUCAUAAUUCUACUCGCAGCCAAACUUCCUUUUUUAGCCCCUGAUCUGGUUAAAACCCCUCAUGCCUAACACCCCCAUCUAUAGUGGGCCCCAAAAAAGCAAAGUUUGCUCUUAAGUAUGCCUUAUCCAAGGUCCAAAUCAUAGUCUGGAUGGGCUUGAUAUAGCAAAGUUGCUGAAACUGGUAGGGCCUGAACAUGCUUAGUGUCUUGAUAGGAGGCUGUCUGAAUACAUAGGAAGAGAAUCAAUAGCAGCUAUAGGAAAACACAAGUAAAAUGUGAAAAAGUGGCUGCAUCACUAGAUAUGGUUCUCAAUGUAUUUUGAGAAAACUCCUCUUUCAGGGAGAGGCUUUUAUGCUUCAUGUUCACUUCUGCAGCUGCCUUUUUUGCUUUUGAAGACUCACUUGGAACCUGUCUCAUCGACUUCCACUGUGGAAGAAAUGAACGUAACAAAAUUAAGAAGUCCAUGAUUUACUUUCUGAUGUUGCACUUUAAAAAGAAAAAAAAUGAAUUUUUAUUAGCUUUUUUAAUAUACCCAAAGAAAAAUAAAGCAAACAGGAGUUGCCCGAGUAUCAAAAUAAAAAGGAAAUGAUAAAUACUACCAACAGCCACUUAACUUGUCAUUGCAGAUUUGAUACUUGUAUAAAGAUUGUUUCUUGGGGGAAGGGGAAAGAAGUAGAUGCUUUUGGGGGGCAGAAAAAGAAAAUACAAUCCCUGAGAACUCUUCUUUCUCCCCCCCCCCCAUGAGAUUUAGAAUCUUGAGCUUUAGCAAUAGAUUAUCAGACAAACUUGUCCUGUUCACCUUUUUGCUUAUUGUGAAAUGCCCAUGCCUAUAUAUUUUCUUUAUUUAUAUUAAAUAUUAUCUGCCUUUCAUUAAAAAAAUUCCAAAGUGUUAAUAAAAUCAAUUCAUAAAACAAAUAAAUUCAAUUUGUAACCAGCAAAUAAGCAUUAAAAAUAAAUUCUUAAAAAGCUAAAAACAGAACAAACAAUUCCAAAACCCAUCUACAGUCUAAAUGCCUGGACAAACAGGACGGUCUUCAUCAGGUUCUGACAGCUUGUGGUGUCAUGCCAGGUGGGCCUCCUGAUGAGGGGCAUUCCACAGUUGAGGUGACACCAUAGGUAAGGCACUCUUCUUUAUAGAAGCAUGACAUAUUUCUGCUAAAGAGGGUAGUUGAAGCAGAACCAUUCCAGAAGUUCUUCAGGGGUGGGCAGGCUGGAAAGGAAAGAGGUGCUUGUUCAAGAAUUUGGUUACUUUUAUUUCCCCAAGCAGCAUGUUUUGUUGGCAGCUUGCCUGCCUUAUUUUCUGCUAGUAGCUAUAGUGGGGGAUGUGUGUUAACAACAUUCUCUAAAUGUAGUGCUAUGCAUGUCUGAAAUGUGUCAAAUCCACAGAGGAGACCUGAUCUCUCUCUUCCUCCUUGUCUUUUGAUUUCACAGCAUUGAUACUCCAGGAGUGAUUAGCCGGGUGUCUCAGCUGUUCAAAGGCCAUCCUGAUUUGAUUAUGGGUUUCAACACUUUCUUGCCUCCUGGCUACAAAAUUGAAGUGCAGACUAAUGACAUGGUGAAUGUAACGACACCAGGGCAGGUUCAUCAGAUCCCGACCCACGGCCUCCAGCCCCAGCCCCAGCCUCAGCCCCAGCCCCAGCAUCAGCAUCAGUCUCAGCCAUCAGCACAGUCUGCCCCAGCCCCAGCACAGCCAGCACCACAGCCGACGCCUGCCAAGAUCAGCAAGGUAACCUCAAAUGAAACAGGUAGUCUCUAGCUUAGAAGUAGGGACACCUGUGGUUUCCGAACAGAGAAGGCCCUCUCAAGGGACAAAGUGAGGUUGAUUUGGGGUUUUGUCAAGGAGGCAUGUUGCCAAAGUGGAGAGUCAGAGACAGAUAGCUGACCUUUGGGGCACAAUCCGCCAACACAUUCUGUGCAAGAAUCACUGCACGAGCACAAUAUCUGUUUGGAAUUUCCCUCUUCAGGCACAAAAAUUUCUGGGCCAACCAAGCUUCUGCAGCUCUGUUUUGUUAGCAUACCAUAGUUGGUGUUAUGUAAAUGAUCUAGCUAGGUGGAUUCACAAGGGAAUAGCACUGCCUUUGGGAAAGGAGUUGAAGUAGAUGAGCGUCUCGUUCCUUUCAUCUCUAUAUUGCUGCAUGGUUAUUCUGGGCAAGCUCUGUAUCAUCCUGAGGCAAUAAUAAGUUUUGCUGUUUGUUUUGCUUUUGAGCAUAGUCAAGCAGCACUCUGGAGGGCUCACUAAGGGCUCACUCAAUACGUGGCUGUUCAGGAACCAGUGUAACCCAGUGUCUGCUUUUCAUUCCCAGCCAUCCCAGCUACAGACACAUACACCAACCAGCCAGCAGACUCCCCCAAUCCCCUAUGCAUCCCCUCGCUCUCCACCAGUCCAGCCCCAUGCACCUGUGACAAUCUCUCUUGGAUCCACACCAUCCCUCCAGAAUAACCAGCCGGUUGAGUUUAAUCAUGCAAUCAACUACGUCAAUAAGAUCAAGAAUCGUUUCCAGGGACAGCCAGACAUUUACAAGGCUUUCUUGGAGAUCCUCCAUACCUAUCAGGUGAGUGGGCAACUGCACAAGUCUUAAUGACACCUUUUUCCUGUUCAAUAUUCACUUUUAUAUAGAAGAAAAGAGUGGCUUGUCAAGCAAAGCAGGAAAAGAUGAUUACUGGGUGCAGUGCUAUUUUUCUAGAAAAAGAGGUACCGGAACUCACCCUGAACACCUCCCUUGUUCUCUUAUAAUGGCAAUGGCGCCCACCUGAGAGGUGCCAGAACUCAGUUCCGGCAAGUUCUGCCUAAAAAAAGCCCUGACUGGGUGAAGCAUAACAAGUAGUAAAUCCCCAGCCAGUUGACACUAGCUCAGUUUUGCUUCAAACCUACCUGCUUCAAACCUUCAAAGUUCCUACCUGCAGAGCAGGAAAUUUUCUCCAGAGAUGCUGUUUAAAAGCCAUCUUUAAUGGAGAUGAGUCAUACAAAGGGUGCAACACUUGUAGAACAACCAGAUGUGCCUCUCAAGUGUCUGGCCCUCCGUGGAAUCCUUCCAGGGGCAGGAAGGAAACUUCUUCAGUGUCCUUUUUAUCUUGUCAUCUGAUGCUUUUCUCUUGAGCUCUCAUGCUAGGUGUUGUGGAUUUUCUUUAAAGAGCCAGGAGAAUGAAACUGGUUAGAACAGCUGCUCUGAGCUCUUCCUUUCUCUUCCAUCUCAUGACAGAAAGAGCAGCGGAAUGCCAAGGAAGCAGGAGGCAACUACACACCGGCACUGACUGAGCAGGAGGUCUAUGCCCAGGUGGCCCGUCUUUUCAAGAACCAGGAAGAUCUGCUCUCGGAGUUUGGGCAGUUCCUGCCAGAUGCAAACAGCUCUGUGGUGAGUUUGCUCCUAAUGUUGUUACUUACAGGGCACCUUGAAGGAGAGCAUUGCUUAUCCUGUUCUGCUUACUCCUUAUGGCAUAGUGUAACUUUUGAAGUACUGGGAUAUGGAUUAAUUAAUGAGGUGGGGAUAUUUAAUUAUAAUAAUUAAAUAAACAAAAUAGAUUGGACUUCAGAGCAAGAGUUCCUAAUUUGGGUUUCUGUUGAAGACAGGAGUGCCUAGUGUGCUCUGGUCCAUGGGGUCACAAAGAGUCGGACAUGACUAAACAACAAAUUGUCUUAUGAUUCCCUUUUAGAGGAUCACAGGCAAAGAGCCAAUUUUCUUAGUUUCCUUUCUGGAAAGGAUAUACUUUGCGUGAUGUGAGCUGAGUCCUGUUCUCUACGCCCGCCCCCCUGCCCCCCCCCCCCCAGUUAACAAGGCCAUUUUAAUAUCAAGUUCCUUGAGCUCUAGAGCUUUGCCUGGGUGAUUACAAUUAAAUACAUUUGCCUGUAUGGGAUACUGGGAUCAAUAAAUGUGUUUGUACAUUGUUGUUUAAACAAGCUUUUAAGCAAGACAACUGCAGAGAAAGUGGAGUCUGUGAGAAAUGACCAUGGGGGCACAGUCAAGAAGCCCCAACUUAACAGCAAGCAGCAAAGACCUAAUCAGAAUGGCUGUCAGAUCCGGCGGCAUGCCGCAACUGGGACAACUCCUCCAGUGAAGGUGAGCAUUGAUCAUCAUCUUCAUCAAUAGGCUGAUACCAGAUACUGCAAUGGUCUGUUGCAAUGAGAGCAACAGAGUCCCUUGUGACCCUUAAAUGUUGUAUUGUGGCCUAAGCUUCUGUGGACUAGAGGCCACUGGAUCAGAUACAUGAAGGUGUUUCAUUAGUUGGUAGAUGCACAUAUUUAUGUUUGAAAACAGUAGGAUUGGGCUGGAGGAGGAGACCAUGAAGAAGGUCACAGAAGGUCUGCUGCAUUUCUGCAUAAAGCCCAAAGCAAGAACAGAGUGAGCUGUUAGUGGGACAGCGGUCCCUGAUUGACUGUAUGCUUAGUUGUAAGUUACAAAUGCGCUCAUUUUAGCUGGAAAAUCAUUUGUUCAUCAGAGCCUAUCAGAGCUUUUGAAUCAUUGUCUUCCUAAUAUUUAUUUGCGGCUCAUUCUCUCUUUCUGCAGAAGAAACCAAAGCUGCUCGGUUUGAAGGACCCUUCAGUGGUAGAAGCUGGAAAACAUGGGACAGAGUCUCUGUUCUUUGACAAGGUGAGGCUUUGGAUGACAUCUGCUGAAGCAGCCAUUGGUUUUCAAACAGCCCUAGCGCUUUCUUUUAUUUGAGUCCUACUCCCAGAUCAGUGUGCAUUAGGAAAGCAGCCUUAAGCCUCCCAGAUGUUACCUGUCUGUCAGUCUCAGCAUCUAACAUGGGGGGGGGGGCUUUUGACCCUCUCACACAACUUCAGCAUCACUGCCCCACAGAGAGCCAGUGUGGUGUAGUGGUUAAGAGCGGUAGUCGCGUAAUCUGGGGAACCGGGUUCGCGUCUCCGCUCCUCCACAUGCAGCUGCUGGGUGACCUUGGGCCAGUCACACUUCUCUGAAGUCUCUCAGCCCCACUCACCUCACAGAGUGUUUGUUGUGGGGGAGGAAGGGAAAGGAGAAUGUUAGCCGCUUUGAGACUCCUGAAGGGGAGUGAAAGGCGGGAUAUCAAAUCCAAACUCUUCUUCUUCUUUUCGCACCUCAGCCGGCUGUAUAUUUCUCCUGACUAGGUGAGAUCUCUGAUUUCUAGAUACCUUUUGAAGCCACUGUUUCAGAGACUAAAUGACAUUUUGAAAAUUUGCAAAACCCCAGCAAAUUCCGAAGAAAGUACCCUUCUGUACAAAAGUAGCAGUGAACUAGGCGGCUUUGCAUUAUAAUUUUCAGCAAUGAAAACAAUUGCAACUAUUAAAAAGAGUUUCAUGUUUAAAAACAAUUUCAGAUGCAACUGAACAACAUUUUCAUUUGUCAGAUACUAAGAUUAACCAGCUUUAAAACAGCAUAAUAAUAAUCUACCAAAGUGGAUUCAAGGCUUGUUUAAAUUGUUUAAAUUUUAUAUAGAUGUUUAUUCCAUUUAUGAAUUGUUUCCCAUGUUGCAUCCCAAAGAGAUGGUGUUAAGUAUAGUGUAUUGACGAUGUUGUCAUUCAUUUUUCUCAACAAUUUGCUAACCAUAUUUUUCCUUCUCCCACAAGGUUCGGAAAGCUCUGCGAAGCACAGAAGCAUAUGAGAAUUUCCUCCGUUGCCUGGUCAUUUUUAAUCAGGAGGUGAUAUCCCGAGCUGAGCUUGUGCAGUUAGUUUCUCCAUUUUUGGGGUAAGUGAAAUAAAUGAUACUUGGCUGCAUGUUUCAUUGCCAGCUGUUUGUACAUUGGGGUGCUUGACAAAGGAGAUGAAUUUACUGGCUGCAUUGAGUCAACUUGAUUUGGGAAUUAGCAGCAGUGAACAUUGGGCUCACUUGCUCCCUCCCCUGCUUUCCUUCUUCCUCCAAUUGCAAGGCGAAGAGAUUAGAUGCUUCUGCUUCUAGUUGGUUGCAAACCAUAGUUGUGGUGCUGAAUCCACACAGCAAAAUGUGGCAUGCUUAAACCACAAUUCCAAACAAGAAUAAGUUAUGGCAAUGCAGUUUGUCCUUUUUUGUGUCCUAAAUGUGUAAAUCGUUUAGACAAAAGACUUAGAUAAUCUUCCUGCAACCAUUGAGUUCUAUAAUCUUUUCUCUCCCAUUUCCCCCCCUCUUUUUAGGAAAUUCCCAGAGCUGUUCACUUGGUUUAAAAACUUUCUGGGCUACAAAGAGUCUGCACACAUGGAGACUUUCCCUAAGGAACGGGCUACAGAAGGGAUAGCAAUGGAAAUAGACUACGCUUCUUGUAAGAGACUUGGCUCUAGCUACAGAGCCUUGCCGAAGAGCUACCAGCAGCCCAAGUGCACUGGUCGGACUCCGUUGUGUAAGGAGGUAAGGCAGCAUUCUUCAUAUUGAAGUAAAUGAUGCUAGUGGAAAAUAGGAAGGUGCUGUGCAUCAGCUUGGACAGUUGCCUAGCCCAGGAGAGUCUGCUCUGUAUGGCAGUGGCUCUCUAUCGUCUCAGGGAAAGAUCUUUCCCAUCAUUUGCUGCAGCAUAAUAAAUUGGAGGUGCCUGGGACAUUCCUUUAAGCCAUGUGUGCUACCACUGGGCUGUCGUUCUUUCCUUGGAUGAGGUUCAGAGGAAGAGCCCUUGGAAUGACAGUACCCUGAGACUUAAGUAGGCAGGAGGAAAAUGUCGCAACUUUGGCCAAAGUGACUGAAGUCGUAAGCUUUCUUUCUUUUUGCAAAAAUAACAGGAAAAGAAGAAACAGCAGCUAGCACCAACAAUUAAAGUAUUCUGUCAAUCCUGACUUAAAUGUAUAAAUUAAUGUAGGCAGUCCAUAUGUCCGAAUAAAUAUCCAGAUUAUUAUAAAAUGUACAUAAUUUCUUUUCCAAUUAAUUUCAUUUUAAUUUUCACAAUUUUAACAAAUUAACAUCAAAUUUUACACCAAAUUUCUACACAUUUUAAAAGUUGACUCCUCACCCUUCUUCCGUGGUGUUUCUAUUCCCACCCAUUCCUGCAGCAGUUAUACCUAUAUCUAUUCCACAUUCCCUUCAUUACAAAUUUAUCAUUCAUCUUCUGCUGCUCAUAUUUUAAUCCUGCCUGCAAUUCCAUUUAACUAUGAUAUUUCCCAAAUUGUCCAAAUAAGGAUCUCAUUCUUCCACAAAAGAUUUCUCAUUAGAUCUCUUCUUUUGCUGUCACCUCCCACAUGGACAAGAGUGCCUUCUACUUUAAGCCAAAUUAAUCAAAUUUAUAAGGAAGCCAGCUGCUUACAUGUUCGCUUCUGAGGCUUUUCGGCAGUGGAGUCAGCAGAGAUGUCCAUCCACCCCUUGCCUCUCCUGCCUGUAUCAGAGUCCUUUGACUCUGGCAGGGAGAGGGAGCAAACAGUGCUUGGGGCAUAAUUUGCCACCCUGGUACCACCAGAGUGUUUGAGGAAUGCAUUUGCCUUUUCUGCCCCCUAUAUUCUCUAUCCAAGUCUCCCUGAUCUUUGAGAUAAGCUCUCAUGGUCACUACUCAACUUGGGAGUCAGCUGUACAUUAUUUCAAGCACCCAGGAUGUGAGCAGGCUCAAAUGGGGAAUAUAUUGUAUACGAUCCCUGAUGCCAGGAGCCGUGAACCGGUGGCCCUCUAGGAUUUGGAUUGCAACUCCCAUCAUGCUCUGAACAAGUGUCCUGCACACUAACCAGCACAUCAUGCUAGCUCCCAAAAGUCUGAGGCAGUGGGAGUUGUUAUCCCACAAAUAGCAACCCUCCCUGCCUUAAAUACAGUGGUACCUCAGGUUAAGAACUUAGUUCGUUCCAGAGGUCCGUUCUUAACCUGAGGUACCACUUUAGCUAUUGGGACCUCCCGCCACUGCCACACGAUUUCUGUUCUCAUCCUGAAGCAAAUUUCUUACCCCGAGGUACUAUUUCUGGUUAGCAGAGUCUGUAACCUGAAGCGUCUGUAACCUGAGGUACCAUUGUAGUCUUCACUCGCUCAAAGGGUACUGUAGUGACAAAUGCCUCAAGAGUUACACCUCACAGUUGAUAAAUCAUAUGAUGUCACUUCCGGUUGGUCGCCCAAUAAUGGCAGUCGGGAGCUCUUUCGGCUGAAAGAGCCCCAGCGCUUUGAAAUUGGGGCGACCACGAGAGCGUUGUGGUUCCCCAUUAAAAACCUCAGAUCAAGCGUUCUGAGGACCUGGUGUUCUGGCGGGUGCCUUCCAGCCACUCCCCGGUAAGCUUGUAAGAGCCCCGAAAGCAAGCGGGUUCGGAGACGUGGCACAGCGGAAACGACCGCUUCCUUCAAAGCAGCGAAGCUCCGAGACUGGCGAUCGUGAGCGGCCAAUUCCUUCAGGGGGGAAAAAAAGACUUAAAAAUUUGGAACUGUAAGUAACUACAAUAAAUAAUUGGAUGAGAAGGGAGACUUAAAAAUGGAGGUCGGUCCCAUUUUGUUGGAGAAAAAGAGAAUUGGUGUACAAAGACCAAAGCCCUAAUGAAGUGAAAGGUUUUUAAAACUUUGCAAGCAAUUUUACUCCCCCUCCUCGAGGGUAGAGGGGGUAUUUGUGUUUAAGACCUAGGAAGAUUGUGAAUUUGAUUGAGACUUCCCCAUUCUGCAGCGGACCACCCAGGAGGGAAGACUAGUCUCCAUUGUGAUCUCACAGUGGAAGAGGAAGCAUUCAUUCUCCGUUUCCACUGACUUUGUUACAAACUUUCCGGAGCUGCCUGGCUAUACUUUAAAUUGAUAAAAAGUGUCUUCUUCCCUCAGAACAAAGGGGAGCUCCAGAGAUUUUUCUUUCUGCCACCCUGGCUUUUGGUUUCCAGCCUGUUUGAAAGAACAGGGACACAGCCUCUGGGCCAGCUGCAGUGGGACUGGUGGAGGGAAAUUGUUAUUUUCCACCACUGUGCCAGACUGUGGGACUGACCUUGACAUUCCUAAGCUAUUAUGUGCCCAGAAAAAACAAGACGUGGCUCUAAAGCCCAGCAAUUUGAGGAGUCGGUGAUUGCAAUCUUGAGUGGCAUUAGAGAAGGUUUAAAUCGUAAUACAGCAAGUAUUGAUAAAUUGGAUAAAAGAAUUGAGCUUUUAAGCACUGACUUAAAGGAAGUAAAAGAUGAGAUAACCACGCAUGACACAAGGAUGGCACAGCUGGAGACAGUGCCAGAUUUGGAACAGAUGUGAUAUGAAAAUGCCAAUGCAAUUGCCUUUCUGCAGUUGAAGGGAAAAGAAUCGCAUUUGAGAUUGAGGGGGGGGGGUCCCUUUUUGGAAGAGGAAAAACUCAAGGAGUCUCUGAUAGGAUUUUUUGUGGAAUGCUGGGACCUCAAAAAAGAGGAAGUGGAAGCUUGGAUAGAGAAAGCUUAUAGAUUCGGACCCAAAAAGGAUACUAAAAUAACUUAUGAUUGUAUAGUGGUCUUUAAGACCAAGGAGCAAAGGGAUAUCAUUCUGGGACACCACUACAGAAAAGGCCUAAAAAUCCAGGAUAAAUCUGUGGUGCUCUUUAAAGAGAUCCCACGCCAAUUUUUGAACCUGAGAUCCCAAUAUACGGAUUUGACAAAGAUCUUGAGGAGGAAGAACAUCUUUUUUAGGUGGGAGUUUCCAGAGGGCCUAUCCUUCAAAUUUGAAGGAAGAAAGCAAAAGAUAAAGACUCAGUGGAACUUGGAUUACAGAGCCCACCGCUGUUGGGAGCGGAGGCUACACCCUCUUAAUUUGACAUCAUGGCGCUGAGAAUUUAUUCAUGGAACGUAAAUUGUUUGAACUCUCCUCAGAAAAGGAGACAAAUUUAUCAUGUUUUGGAAAAACAGAAUUUGGAUAUAAUUUGUUUACAGGAAACCCACAUCACAAGACUACAUAGGAAAAUGUUAAUAAACAAAAGAUUGGGACAAUAAUUUAUUUCUUCUGACAAAUUUAAAAAAAGAGGAGUGGUUUUCUAUAUUAAGGAAAAAUGGAAUCCAAAAUUGGCAUUUAAAGAUGAGGAAGGAAGACACAUAGCAGUUGAAAUUACAGCACAAGGCGAGAAAUAUUUGUUACGCACCUAAUGAUGGCAAAGCGGACUUUUUCAUGAAUUUGGAAACAAGUCUUUUGGAAUAUAUGGAUUACAAAUUAAUAUUGAUUGGGGACUUGAAUGGAGUUGCAUCUACUUUGAUGGAUAGGACUCGGAGAUUAAAGGUAUAAAAUUCUGGCAGAUUACCCAAGACUUUUUUUUACUUAACUGAUAAAUUUGAUUGUCAGAUAUAUGGAGAAUCAGAAAUCCAAUGGAAAAAGACUUCCCCCUUUUUUCAGAUGCAAAUCAAGUAUUUUCGAGAAUAGACUACUUAUGGAUAUCCAGAGACUUGGUUCCUAAAGUAACAAAAACGGAAAUUUGCCCUAAAACUUGCUCUGAUCACAAUUCAGUUUUUAUGGACCUGAAAAUGUUUGUACAGGGUUCCUUCAGAUGGAGAAUGAAUGAUGAUUUGUUGAGAAGUACAUCAAUUGUUAAUAAGGCCAAAAAACCCUAAAGGAUUAUUUUGAACUUAAUAUGAACCAGGGAAUGGAAACAAGGGUUAUUUGGGACGCUAGCAAGGCAGUAAUGAGAGGGUUUCUGAUACAACAAAAUUCAGUUAGGAGAAAGUUACAGAAUGAGAGAAAAGAUAUAAUUAUGGACCAAUUAAAAGAUAAAGAGAAGAAGCUCAGAGGAAAUCCAAAGAAUCUGCAGAUACAAAAAGGAAUUAAGGCCUUACAGGUUCAAUAUUCACAGUUAGUAAAUAGAAAUAGAAUAGACGUUGAGAAGGAUGAGACAAAGAAAUUUUGAAUCCACAAAUAAAUGUGGGAAACUAUUGGCCUGGCAAUUAAAGAAGAGACAAAAGCAAAGUACUAUCACAAAUAUUCUAACAGACAGAAAAUCUGUAGAGAACCCUGAAGACAUAAAUGUUUUUAUAAAUAUUAUAAACAACUGUAUAAAAAGGAUAAAGAGGACUUGGUAAAAAUUGAGCAAUUUAUUAAGAUUAAUGGUUUGCAGAAGAUUCCAGAAGAUAAAAAGAUCCUACUAAAGGGUCUAAUCACAAGACAGGAAGUGGAACAGGCAAUAAACUCAAUGCAACUUGGCAAGGCCAGAUGGUCUAUCAGCGAAAUACUAUAAGAUAUUGAAAGACUGGCUUAUCCAACCUCUGGUAGAAUUAUGUAAUCUGAUUCUACGAGGGGGCAAAGCACCUGAAACCUGGAAGGAAGCAUAUGUUACUCUGAUUCCCAAGCAGGGUCAAGAUAGAUCCAAUGUCAAGAACUACAGACCAAUUUCCCUACUUAAUGUGGAUUACAAAUUUUUGCAAAUAUAUUGGCCAAAAGGCUAAAGAAAGUUUUAUCUAAGUAUAUCCACAAGGACCAGGCAGGAUUUCUGCCUGGAAGGCAUAUGAAAGAUAAUAUUAGAAAUGUGGAUAUUUUGGAAAAAUUGGAAGCAAGAAGGAGCUGUAAAGCAAUGUUAAUGUAUAUUGAUGCAGAGAAGGCCUUUGACAAUGUAUCUUGGAGUUUUAUUUACAUAAUUUUGAUAACAUGGGGGUUGGUCAAGACUUUCUAAAUGGUAUUAAAGCGCUCUAUCAAGAACAAAAAGCUAAAAUUAUUGUAAAUAAUGUGGUAUCAGAGGAAAUUAGACUAGAGAAGGGAACCAGGCAAGGGUGCCCACUUUCCCCUCUGCUGUUUAUUUCGGUCCUAGAGGUCUUGCUAAGUAUGAUUAGAAAAGAUGAACAAAUUAAAGGUAUUACAGUAGGAUCCAAGCAAUAUAAAUUAAAAGCCUUUGCUGAUGACUUAGUAUUGACAUUACAAGAUCCAGACUCCAGUGCAGUAAAAGCUCUGGAGCUGAUACAAGAAUUUGGCAGGUAGCGGGAUUUAAGUUAAACAAGAGCAAAACCAAAGUAUUAGAGAAAAAUCUGGACAAUGAUGAAAGAAAACUUUACAAGAAAAGACAGGCCUAGAUUUUGUGAAAAAAGUUAAAUAUUUGGGGGUGAACCUGUCUGGGAAAAAUCUGAACUUGUACAAAGAUAAUUAUGAGAAAUUAUGGAAUGAAAUUAAGAGCGAUUUGGAGAUAUGGUCAAAGCUAAUAUUGUCAUUAAUGGGCCGGAUCUCAGUAGUUAAGAUGAGUUUGUUGCCAAAGAUGAUUUUUUUGUUUCAAGCUCUCCCAAUUAUAGAUAAUGUGAAAUGUUUUAAAGAAUGGCAGAAAGCUUUAUCUAGAUUUAUCUGGCAGGGGAAAAAACCCAGAAUAAAAUAGAAAUUACUUACGGAUUCUAAAGAAAGAGGGGGAUUUUCCCUGCCAGAUUUGAAAAUCUAUUUUGAGGCAGCAGCGCUUUGUUGGAUUAAAGAAUGGAUACAAUUAGAAGAUACAGAUGUAUUAGAUUUGGAGGGAUUUGAUAAUGUAUUUGGAUGGCAUGCAUAUUUAUGGUAUGAUAAGGUAAAGGCCGAUAAUGCAUUUAAAAAUCAUGUAAUUAGGAAAUCGUUGUACAAUGUUUGGAUAAAAGACAAAGAUCUUUUAGAAAGGAAGAUGCCCAGAUGGCUUUCACCAAUGGAGGCGAAGGCCCAGAAAAAGUUAAAUAUGGAAAUAAAAUGCUUGAGAUAUUCAGAUUUAUUAUUGGAAGAUAAUGAAGGCUACAAACUAAAACCAUUUGAUCAAGUUAAAGAUAAGUUAAAUUGGUUACAUUACCACCAGAUUAAUGAAUUGUAUAAAAUAGACAGGAAAAAUGGUUUUGCCUCGGAAAAAUCUAAGUUGGAGACGGAGUUGUUGGAUUCUAAAGCUAAAAAUCUGUCUAAAAUGUAUAAGUUACUGUUGGAGUGGCAUACAAAGGAUGAACAAGUUAAAUCAGUAAUGAUAGAUUGGGCAAGAGAUGUAGGACACAACAUAAUGUUCAAGAAUUGGGAAAGACUGUGGAAGAAAGGGGUCAGGUUCACCUUCACCGCAUGUACAAUGUUAAAGGAGAAUAUAAUGAAAAUGAUGUAUAGAUGGUAUUUGACCCCUGUCAAAUUAGCAAAGAUUUAUCAUAACUGUGAUAAUCUAUGUUGGAAAUGUAAAGAAAAAGAAGGAACAUUUUAUCACGUGGUGGACCUGCCCCAAGGUGAAAGACUUCUGGGAAAAGAUUUAUAAAGAAUUGAAAAAAAAGUUGGAAUAUACAUUUAUAAAGAAACCAGAGGCGUUUCUUCUUGGAAUAACAGGUUUGGAAUUGCCCAAGAAAGAUGUUAAAUUAUUUUUGCAUGCCACAACUGCUGCUCAAAUACUAUUAGCUAAGAAGUGGAAAACGCAAGAACUACCAACUGUGGAAGAAUGGCAGAUGAAGAUGAUGAACUUUUCGGAGCUAGCUGACCUGACCGGAAGAGUCUGCGAUCAGAAUGAGGAGGAGUAUCAGGAAGAAUGGAAGAAAUUCAAUGACUAUUUAGCUAAAUACAUCAAGUUAAAAUAAUUGGAAAAAGCUUGCAAUUACCAACUAGACCUAGGAUUUAAAUAAGUAAUGUGAGGAAUUACAGUGGUGCCUCGCAAGACGAAAUUAAUUCGUUCCGCGAGUUUUUUUGUCUUGCGGUUUUUUUCGUCUUGCGAAGCACGGUGUCGGAAAAGUUUUGGAAAAGCUUCAAAAAUCACCAAAGUCUUCAAAAACCUCAAAAAGGCUACCACACCGCGUGCUAUGAGUUGCUCCUCGAAGUCAAGUCGCAACUGUAUUAACAGUUUUAAGAAAAAGGAAACAAACUUGCAAGACGUUUCCGUCUUGCGAAGCAAGCCCAUAGGGAAAAUCGUCUUGCGAAGCAACUCAAAAAACCAAAAACCCUUUCGUUUUGCGAGUUUUCCGUCUUGCGAGGCAUUCGUCUUGCGAGGUACCACUGUAUCAUGUUUAAUGCUGAAUUGGGAAGAUUGACUGAUGUUAAGGGAUUAAGUUAAGAUUUUAAGACUUUUUAGUUGGAAAACCGUUCAAAUGAUUUGCAUUGAAACCCAACUAGGGGGACUUGAGGACGUCAGUUAACAAUGUUAAAAAGAUAAGUUUUAAUAAGGAUAUGAUAUAUGUUUGUUUAUUUAUUUGUUUGUGUGUGUUUUAAUUUUGUGAAAACCCAAUACAAAAUUUUUGGGGAAAAGAAAGAUAAAUCAUAUGAUGUCAAGGGCGUGUCUGAAAUGGCAUUAUGGCAGGGGUCUCCAUCUUGUCAAGAGCCUACAUGCACCUAAAAACUCACCCUGGCAAGAUGGUGCCCAUUUUCAAGAGACCAAGCUGCGGACAAACACCGGCUCCCUCGGCCUGAAGCAAGAUGAGCGCUGCACCCCAUAGUUGAAUUUGACUGGACUUAGACUGUCCAAAGGUCCUUUACCUUUAUCUUACCUGUACUGGGUCCUUUUAAAAAAAAGUUUGACAUGGCCUAUAUUGAGGUUAGAAAGAAUGUUAGAGUUGAGCAUGGAGACCAAUAAAAUGCAUCAUUAUUAGGUUAUUUUCUCUGGGUUGAUAUCUACAUAGUGCUUUAAGAUAAGAAAAACGUGUCUCAUUUUAGGCCUCCAAAUCAGGAAUUCUUUGCACUGCAAAUUUGGUCAGCCUUAUGCAACUUAAACUGUAAGCACCUUUCUUCAAGUUGCAAAAAUUAAUUUCUGUCUGUGCAUAUUUCUUGUCUAAGCCCUUUAAAUUGACCAGUGGAGUAAAACAAAUUUGUACACUUUUUUAUUUCUAUAUCAAUGACAUGGUCCUACAUUUAACUUUGGUGGAAAUCAAACAUUCAGUGUAACUUGAAUUACUAUCAUUUCCACGAGCUAAAUGAGAUCAUGAUCAUAGACAAGUGUCAACUAAGGGACUGGUGUUACUGGACAGAAUCUCAACGGGAUUUUCAAGUAAUCAAAUCCUCAGAAGUUCCCUGUGGUUUCUACUCUUAUAAACGGUGCAUUUGAGAGCCAACUCCCUGUCUAAACUUUGGCCAGCUUCAUUAGGAUCUUCCUUUGCUGAGCUGUGUUUCCAUUGCCCUCUGCUGUCCUGUAUGGGCAUUAUAAUAGGGUUCCAUACACAUAUAGAUAUUUUAUUUGUGGGCAGUUGCGAGUGGAGGACACCCAGCAAUAUUUAUUACAGUACCCACUAUCCUCAGAACCUAGGAGACACUUUCUAAAUCCCUUGGUUGUCCAGGAAAGCUGUCUCUCCCUGGCAGAGAGGGGUCUAUGGCUGCUCAGGGAUGCUAAUGCUCCAAUGACUUAUAACGUGACCCUCUUCGCGCUGGUGGCAAGAAAGAUCGGUAAGAAAAACCUGGACAAAAUUGCAGUAAACUGUAAGGGAGAUUCAGAGGCCUAAAUAGGAAACUCUCGCAAGCUGUGUGACGCCCUCAUUCUACACGAGCAUUUGCAUUUUAUGAUCUUGAUGGUUCAGGCAGUGGCUCUGCUUUUUAUAUGUAAUUAUAUAGAUACUUCUUUUUCCUCACAGUGUUGGUAUGAUUUUGUCAUGGCCUUUGGCAAGUACAGUAAAGCUUAUUUUAUUGUUGUGUGUCUACUGGUGUUACUUGAGUGGUUUCUACAGAACGUGCAUAAAGUGCAGGCGUGGGCACACUUGGGUUUAAAGGCCUGUGCAUGUUAUCUACACUGCAUAUUUACUUUGUGAAACACCAGUGUCAGUGCCGAUACGUCCAUAGCAACUGUGCUCACCUCAUAAAGUGUAGAGCCACUCUGAGGUACUGUCAUGUGAUUUUAUGUGUGGAUUGCAAAGUCUAGUCUUCUUAAAAUCCAAGGCACGUUGUAGUGUGUUAGGCAGAAAUAGAAAUGACUGUUACUGUGGUCCUGCAGGUGGAGCUCAAGCGCUCCUAUUGAGUUUUGCUCAAAGCAUGAUGGUUUCUAUUACUUUUAAUCUUACAACUAAACUGACCAAUGGAUCAAAAAUUCAGAAAAUCUUUUGUUGUUGCCCUUUCUUGUACAUCUAUGACAGUUCCCAAAAAUCUGUAAGAAUUUACUUUAUGUAGGAGCUAGAAUUAUCGGUAUCUGGCUACUCUUAAAUGAGAUGCUUCUCUCUCCUCCUAAGGUUUUGAAUGACACCUGGGUCUCCUUUCCAUCCUGGUCUGAAGAUUCCACGUUUGUGAGCUCCAAGAAGACUCAGUAUGAAGAGCACAUCUACCGGUGUGAGGAUGAACGAUUUGAGGUAGCUAUAUCAGAGCUUAAUGUCAUGGGAAGCUUGUGAUACUAUGUUAGGUUGACUUAAUAUGUGCUUUGAUGAAUGAAUAGUUCUUGAUAGCUUUGGUGUAAAGCACUAACCAAGAGUGUGGGUUGUGAGAAGGAAGGCCACCAAUUUGAACCUUGCUCCCACAGCAAACAGAGUAGGAGCCUAAAAGACUCACCUCUGCUUCUGUAAUAUGGGGUAAUAAUACCAGCAUUCCUUGCAAGGUUGUUGUAAGGAUUGACUAUGGUUGUGUAUGUGAGGUGCUUUGAGCACUCAGUGCUGUAUAAAUGCACAAUAGUAGUAUCAUGGUGGUUUGCUAUAGUCUUCCUAUCUUACCCUCCCAGAUAUAAUACUUGUCAAAACUUUGCUUGCUGCCAUGUGCAUCUCCUGAAAGUGAGUAGCUGCAGGCUCAUAGGUUUGAUGUUUUGCUUCACAUAGAAAUUAAAUUACCUAUUACAAUAGCACCCUCCACCCACCCAAAAAUUAGAUUUAAAGACUAUUGGAUGUGAAUAAGGGUUUUGUUUGGAUCUAUUGCUCUGCUUUUCAUCUCAGUUUCCACCAUCUUACACAGUGUUGAAAAGCCUUUUGUACUAUAUGUAAGAACCCCAUUCCCACAUAUGCCAGAAUUUGUUUAUUUUUUAUAGUUUUUAUAGUUUAUUGCUAUAAGCCAUGGCUGAUGCAUGCUCUCCAUUUCAGCUGGAUGUUGUCUUGGAGACCAACCUAGCAACCAUCAGAGUCCUAGAGACGAUACAGAAGAAACUCUCACGCUUAUCAGCUGAGGAGCAGGCCAAAUUCCGGCUGGACAACACUUUGGGCGGCUCCUCAGAAGUUAUUCAUCGCAAGGCAUUGCAGAGGAUAUAUGCUGACAAGGCAGCUGACAUCAUUGAUGGGCUUAGGAAGAACCCAGCCGUCGCAGUCCCUAUUGUGUUGAAAAGGUAACUGGGAAAUGCAGGUGGAGCACCCUCAUCCCCCUCCUUUUUCAGUUUCCCCAAGUGCUGCUUUUUAAUGAUGGUUUUUUGGGUGGCAUUUUUGUCCUGUCAUUUAGCAAGGUUCUCAGUGUGACUGAUGAUUCAUUGCACAAUUUAAAAAGCAAUUUCAGGUAGACCCUUGCCUACGUGGAAGUUACAUCCCAAGGCACUGCAAAUACCAGUUAAAUUGUAUAUAAUUGAAACACAUUGAAAAAGCCUGCAACGCCCCACCCCCCGUUCCACCCUUUUAGUGACGUUUCAGUGACAUCUUUAUGAUGUUUUAGGGUCCCUUCUGUGUUUGGCACAAUUCACUAGCAUAAGGUUGCACACAUAUUGAACAAGUGUGAAGGGAGGCUGCCUGUAAUUUAAAAGGCAAUAUAAAAAUACAUAUCCAUUAAGUGAGUGUGUGUACUAUAUAUAGAAUUAUAGAAUCAUAGAAGCUUAGAGCUGGAACUGCCUGCAGUGCAGGAAUCCCAGCUAAAGCAUCCAUGGCAGAUGACCAUCCAACCUCUGCUAAAAAACUUCCAAGAAAUGAGAGUCCACAGCCCCCCAGGUGAGACCAUUCCAGUGUCAAAGAGCUCUUUCUUAUAUAUGCACAGCCUCAAAUUCCACAACAGAGACAAAAACUUAAUCAAUACAAUAAAUUAAAAGGCCCGGUGCCAAAGAGAUGCCAAAGAAGGCACCAGGUCAGCUUCUCCAGGGAGGACAUUCCAAAGCUAGGCAAGGAAAAUGCCAUCUGUCAUGUUGACAGGAGUUCAUAGUUGAGGGUCACAUACAAAGAUCUCUGGCUGGGUAGGUAUAUGCAAAAGAGCAGUCCUUACAAGGUAACCUGGUCACAAUCUGUAAAGAAAUAUAAAGUCAAAGCUAAGACUUUGAAUUGGACCAGGAGUGGACCAGGAGCCUGUGCAGCAGUCAGGGCACUCCGCCCCAGCUUGCAGUUUGUAUUCAAAAGUCACUCAAGUUCCAGGCAAUUCUCAAAAGCAGCCUCCCUUGCAUCACGUUGCUUAUGGCCCAGAGAAGCUCAACGCUGGUGACCACUCACAUUUGUCUCUCGCGCCCCCCCCCCACACUGAGCUCAAAGUGGCAUAUAUGGAUGGGUUUUAGCUCGCUUUAUCCUCACAAAAGCCCUGUGACAUAGAUUAGACCAAGAGCAUGUGGUGAGCUGCACAGUUGAGUGAGGUUUGGAACAUGGAUCUCCUGCACCCAAGUCCAUCAUGCUAGCUGUGGAUUCAAAUGAAGUUACAGCAAAGCAGCUGCUACAGGAGAGUGGAUGGUAAACUUCUGUUCAUGGCAGAGAAUGUUUUUUUAAACAGGGAAAGAUCCGCAAUGGUGAUUAAUCUGGAAUGUUCUGAUCUAGUCAUGAAUUAUAAUACAGUGGACUCUCGGGUUGCGAACUGAUCCAUGCGGGGGGCAGGUUCACAACCCGCAACGUCCGCAACCCGCAGCACCACGUCUGCGCACGCACGGGUUGCGAUUCGGUACUUUUGCGUAUGCACAUGCGCCAAAACCCGGAAGUAAUCUGUUCCGGUACUUCCAGGUUUUGGCGCUCCGUAUCCCAAAAACGCGCAACCUGAAGUGUCUGUAACCCAAGGUAUGACUGUAGAGCUCAAGACCAAAGUAGCCCAUUUUCUGUGUUACAUCACCUUCUGCUCGUGUUCUCCCAUGCUGAAUGUGGUCAAAUCACGAAUGCCUUGAAUAUCCCUUGAAUGUUAAAGUCUGUCAAAGGCAGGAUGCUUUAUUCCUGCUAGUCCUCGUGGCUGUACUCAUCUCUCAGGCCAUGUUGCCUUUCUUUCUGUUAAGGUUAAAAAUGAAAGAGGAGGAGUGGAGAGAAGCCCAGAGAGGAUUCAACAAAGUAUGGCGGGAACAGAAUGAGAAAUACUACCUGAAGUCCCUUGACCACCAGGGCAUCAACUUUAAACAAAAUGACACCAAGGUCUUAAGAUCAAAGAGCCUUCUUAGCGAGAUUGAGACUAUUUACGAUGAGGUAGGUUGGAGGCUUUGCCCUCUCUGUUUCAACCUUAUUUCAUCCUGAUUGACAAUUGAUGGAAAGGAUGUUGUGUAACCCGAAGCAUUUGUAACACGAGGUACCACUGUACUAUAAUCUGAGGUGGGCAAAAGGGUUUUGGAUAGAGAGGAGAAAUAGCUGCACCGAUGGUGGGAAAGCUUUCAAGGAAACUGGUCCUUUUGGGUGCCAUGAAGUCUGCUCUGGCCUCCAGAUGAGUGGCUUUGUAUAAACUAGAGCUGUCCAAGUGGUCGAUUGUGAGCUGCUGGUCAAUCGUGGGUUGAUCCUGGUUGAUCACAUGAAAACAACUCUGGCCUCUCCCCCUAAAAAAAAGCUCAGCAACUUUGGUCAAUCCAGUGGGUAGAUCACUGCCAGUUUAUUUAUAGUGGGAGCAGAUCGCAGUCUCUUGGAAGUUGGUCACCCCUGGUAUAAACUUAAUUAGUUGCGCAGAUCUUUUUAUACUUACUGGGGUAGAGCACUUUCCUGUCCAGCCCAGUCAGUGAUUUUCAGCUGAUGAGAGAAGAGAGCCAUGUGGAGAUGGAUUUCAUGCUCUUUCUCUCCUGAUUUUCAGAGGCAGGAGCAGACUUCUGAAGAUAACAUUGGCCCUCACCUGUCCUUAGCCUACGAAGAUAAACAGAUCCUGGAUGACGCUGCCUCUCUAAUUAUCCACCACGUGAAGCGGCAGACAGGCAUCCAGAAAGAGGACAAAUACAAAAUCAAGCAGAUCAUGUAUCACUUCAUCCCAGACCUGCUCUUUGCUCAGCGAGGCGAGCUGUCUGAUGUGGAGGAGGAGGAAGAGGAAGAGAUGGAUGUGGACGAAGGCUCAGGGGCUGUGAAAAAGCACAAUGGUGUGGGGGGUAGUAGCCCUCCUAAAGCCAAGCUGCUCUUCAGCAACACGGCAGCCCAGAAGCUGCGUGGAAUGGAUGAAGUCUACAACUUGUUCUAUGUCAACAACAACUGGUACAUUUUCCUCCGUCUCCACCAGAUCCUCUGCUUGCGGUUGCUGCGAAUAUACAACCAGGCCGAACGGCAGAUUGAAGAGGAGAAUCGGGAAAGGGAGUGGGAGCGGGAUGUGCUGGGUGUCAAGCGUGACAAGAGUGACAGCCCUGCCAUCCAGCUGCGGUUGAAAGAGCCAAGUGAGUACACCCAUACUUGGCUGGGGCUAGUGUGGCAGGUGCUGGUCUUUGACAAUGGUCUCCAAGGCAGACGUGGUGGGGCCGCUUUCUGUUGUAAAGAGCCAUCUUCCUUCCCAUCAGCACAGUUUGGCUUUUGCUCCAGCCAAGAAAGGCCCUUGUCAUCUGCUACAACCUAGAGUGAUGGCAAUAACUUAAGGGGCUUUAGAAUGAGUGUUAGCUCUGCGCUCAAUGAAUUUAUCCACCAGUGGCUAUCAGCUACUAUAGCUACGUGGAGGCUCCAGAUGCAGUAGGUGUAUAGCUCUGAAUGCCAGGCUCUGGGAGCAAGGAAUGGAAGGGACUGCAACUUUUCUGUCCAGCCAGUAAGCCUUCCUGAACUGCCUGCAAGCAGAAUGCUGGAUAGGUCUUCCUCUGCAGUCAAGAGGGAUAACUCCUAUUCUCUUGCUCUUCUCCUUUCCCUGUUGCUUGUUUGCCUCUGCUGCCAGAGAUUGAUGUCCCCAAAACUUCAACCGGAUUGGUUAAUGAUUAUAACCCAAACAACAAUAAAUGGUUCAAACUAUUGUUUAUUUUUUAAGUUGAGAGAUAAGAAAUAGAGGAUACAAUGCUAAGUCCAGUGAAGGACCCAGACAAGAAUAAAGUUAAAAGGGUACUGAAUAAAACUGGACAAAGUAUUUUUUUUUAUUAAAAAAAAAUGCAAGUUUCAGCAGUUACAUGGAAAGAUUCAAAUCUUGGUAACUCUUUGCUAGCAAGCAGUGAGUAAUAGGUAUCUCAUUAGCGAAGAGAAGGAAAUGGGCUUCUGCAUCUACCUGAUAAGGAAGGAAGAUAUGACAUCCCAAACACAUACAGUCGUACCUCGGAAGUCAAACAGAAUCUGUUCUGGAAGUCCAUUCGGCUUCUGAUUGGCUGCAGGAAGCUCGGCGUUCGGGAGCCGAGGUAUGACUGUAUAGGUGGCCAAGAGAGGACUGGCAUAGAUAGAUAGAUAGAUAGAUAGAUCCCAGCCGCCCCCCUUCAAGCAUUUUUAAGUAAUGACAGGUGUCUCCCUCUUUACGUUCCUGGGUAUGCUCCAUGUAUACAUGUGAUUGCGUAGAGUGGGGAACACCAUCUAAAAGCCAAACUCUGCCCAAAAUUGGCCAAACUCCAUCACAGUCUCUCCCUCCAAAUCUUUUUCUCAAACUCCAAUAUAAUCUCCCACCUUCCUACUGGCCCAUAUCAACAUUUAAUGGCCAGGUGGUGAGAGGGAGGGAGAAGCAGGUCUCACGUGGAGCAUCCUUCUUUCCCCUUUUAGUGGAUAUCGAUGUGGAAGAUUACUACCCAGCUUUCCUAGACAUGGUGCGGAACCUGCUGGACGGCAACAUGGACUCUUCGCAAUAUGAGGACUCUCUUCGUGAGAUGUUCACCAUCCAUGCCUACAUUGCCUUCACCAUGGACAAGCUGAUUCAGAGUAUUGUUAGACAGGUGAGGAGGGGACAGGGGAUCUGGGGCUUUCAAGAAAGAACAGGCCUUGUCAGUGCUGUGCUCUAGAAAACCAGUUCAGGGCUCAGUCACUUACUGCUGAACCUCAUCUGUCUACCAGAGGAGAUGGGGAUGAGAAAUCCAGGAGGUUGUGUUACCUUUUUGUCUUAACUAUUUUGAGCGAGUGAUUGAUUUAUAUAGCACUUAAUGCCAAAGUAGGCCUCUAAGUGGUUUAUCAAGUUACACAAAAAUUAACUUGUACCCACACUUGUUACCCGUAGAAGGAAUUGCUAUUGGAUGAUGUGCCAUUUGUGAGCUGUAGUUAAUUCUCUCUCUGGCACGAUUUAGGCUGCAAUUUUAUGUGGGUUUUUUGCACUUGAUAAUUUUGGUUACCAGAAAGCAUUGUAAUGUCUCCUGUAUAUGAUAUAUCAACAGCUUCAGCACAUUGUGAGCGACGAACUCUGUGUACAGGUGACAGAACUGUACCUGGCUGAGAACAGCAAUGGAGCUACCGGAGGCCUGCUGUCAUCACAGUCAUCUCGGUCCCUUGUAGAGACAGCAUACCAGCGCAAAGCUGAGCAGCUAAUGCAAGAUGAGAACUGCUUUAAGGUAAAAAAAAAAAAAAGUCUUGGAGUCUUCACAAAGCUAGGAAGAGAGAUCCUGAUGUACUUAGAGUGGGGGUAACGGAAUGGGGACGAUCUUCUUUGUCACUAGCAAAACAUCCAAGGAUGUGCACGUUUCCAAAUUGCAUUAUGCUUACUGAGCAAUUCACCAGGUAUUUCACCUGGCUUCUGCCAUCGCCCCUUGCAACCACAAUUGGCAUAACCACCUACCAGUUCCAGUGCCAUAGAGACAAAUCGCAAAAGGUGCUAUAGGCUUGUAUGCAGCAGUGGUUGCUUAAUGAUGCUCUUGGCCACAUGCAGGUAAGCUGUUGUGCUCCGUCAAACAAGCACCUAACUAGUGAAAUAUAUGUAGUUGUUUUUCUAAUGAUUUAUAGUACAUUUGACGCAAGCUGGCAGAAGCAGUAUUUAGUCAGAUCCCAAUUAGCUGCUCUUUCUGUUUUGAACAAGCAUAGAAAGAAGGUGGCUGCCUCACCUGUGUGCGGGCAGAGGCUUCCAUUUCCCUGAAUUGCUAUUCUUAGCAUUUUCAUUUUGGUUUCUUGGGUGUCAGUAGAGUGCCUUUCGCUUCUCCCCCACCUUCAUCACUUUCCCAAAUGCUACACUAGACAGACUUAAGCAUGGCUUAACUAUAGUCCUGAUCCCUUACACUUUUCUUUCUAUUAAGUAAAUGUUGUCCCCCACCCCACCUCCCUUACAGAUACACCACCAAAGUCCCAGUUUUUUCCACCAGCUCUUCACAAUUAUUUUUCUCCUCUACAACUCUCUAGUUCCCUUGCGCAUGGACAUUCUUUAGUUGCACUCACACUACCCAGAGCUUCAUUUGCACCUGAGAUCAAAAUGCUGUUAAAUAUAAUGUUUCCUUCCACUGAAGUUCGCUCUGUGUUCCCAUUGCUUCUCUGCAGCAAUUUCCAUUCCUUUUUUAAAAAUUUGUCCCUACAGGCUGGAGCAAGUUGAUAUAAAGCUUUUGGUUUCUCUUUUCCCCCCUCAAACCCAAAAUUGUGGGUUUGGGGAAGAGUAGCAGGUGAUGGACUCAGCUCCAUCAUUUGUAGCUGAAGUGCUUCCUGCUGUAGUCAGCAAGUCUGGGAAACAAGCAGAAACUGAAGAAAGACAGCUGGGGUAGUGAGAAGCAGAAAAGUGUAGCCACAGAACUAAUUUAAAAAUGCAAUGCCCAGCCCCCCUGCUCAGUGAAUCGAAGGACUUGCAGGAUUAGUGACUCAGCAGUCCAGCCUGGUCUUGCGGCAUGGCUUAGCAGCCGGGAGGGCAAUUCCCUCACUUUCACCUUAAGGGCAAAAUAAUGCAGUUUCUUGAUGGAGGCUGCUAGCCUAAAGAAACUCAUGGUUGCUAUGGUGAUAGUGGCUGACUCAUCUGUAGACUUCCAGCAGAGAACUUUUCAAGUGAGCUCUCUGCUUAUCUGAACCUUCUUCGAUCUCUAACAAGGUGGCUUUACAUUGCUGGGCCAAGUUCAGCCUGUAUAGCAUGUAUAUGGCUUUGGGUACCUAAUAAAAACUCUGAGGAUUAUUGAGCUCCUUACUGAAGUACUGUCUUUUGUUGUGCAGUUGAUGUUUGUUCAGAGCAGAGACCAUGUUCAGCUAACUAUUGAGCUGCUUGACACAGAAGAGGAGAACUCUGACGACCCUGUUGAGGCUGAGGUAAGAAAAGGACUGCUGUUGGUUGGUGGUUCUUAGUUUCAGCUAUCAAAGGAACAUAUAUGCAUUUUUACUGAAGCGCUUCAGGUGCAGUAAAAAUAGGUCCAGGUUCUAUUAUGUGGAUUUUUUCAGAUUUUAACAUGUAUAGUUUUUCUGUGUAUAGUAAUAAGCAGAUGCUGCUGUUUAUCUUCAGAAUAUGAGUAGUUUAUAUGUGUGCAAGUCAGUAUAUUCAGGCUUCAUCUGAUUAGGUGCAUUCAGGUCAGAAACAUUCGUGACUGCUAGAUAACUGAUUUUUUAAAAGCAAGCUGAAAACAUUAGCCAUAGUAGGUGCCUAAUUCCAAACGUUGCAUUUUGAAGCAUUACAUACAAACAACAAGACAAGGUGAACCUCAAACAAUUUCCAAUAUUUAGUUGGAGUUGCCCAGUGCUUUUCUAUGACGUCUUCAUGCGGAACAAUGACUGCAUGCAUUCUUAGGCUUGAAAGCAAACAAAAAGUCCUUCCAAAAUAUUUAGGUUCACACAACAUAAUUAUUCAGUGCCAAGGCUACUCAUAGAAGAUACUGUUGUGCAUUGCCAAAGAUCACUGCCAAAGCCAGAAGGGUCUAAUCUUAUUUCUUUUUAUAGCCCUUUGUCCCUCAAGUUUGGGGUGAGUAAUGCAAUAUUUUUAGCAAUACAAGUGAAAGAGCAAUAUAUUGUCCUUAACAUGAAAUGGUUCAGGCUGCUUUCAUUGUGACCAAUGUAGGGAAAAGGAGUGUGAGUUCUUUCAAAAAUGGAACUAAACUUCAAAAGUUUGAUCCUGAAAGUUACAGAUGCAUUUGCACUAAAAAAAUUCUAUAAAAUCUUGGCUUACCAAGAUCAGUGAGUUGCCACUUAUAAAUGUUGUAACAUUUGUGCCAUUGAACAGUAACUUUAAGCAGAUUAUUCUAUCCCUGCUUUAAAGUCCAAGUGGCACAUACCUCUGCUGUUCUAAAACAAAUAAGACAGGGUUUCCCCAGCCCUUUUUUUACAAAUAAUGAGUGUCGCAUCAAUAAUAAUAAUAAUAACAAAAACAACAACAACAACAACAACAACAACAAUAAUAAUUUAUUAUUUCCCCAGCCAUUCUGGGCGGCUGCCUUCAGAUGUCUUUUAAAAGUAAGAUAGUUGCUUAUUUCCUUGACAUCUGAUGGGAGAGCAUUCCACAGGGCGGGCGCCACAGGAGGCCCUCUGCCUGGUUCCCUGUAACCUCACUUCUCACGGGGAGGGAAUCGCCAGAAGGCCCUCAGAGCUGGACCUCAGUGUCCAGGCUGAAUGAUGGGGGUGGAGACGCUCCUUCAGGUAUACUGGACUGAGGCCAUUUAGGGCUUUAAAGGGUCAGCACCAACACUUUGAACUGUGCUCAGAAAUGUACUGGGAGCCAAUGUAGGUCUUUCAGGACCGGUGUUAUGUGGUCUCGGCAGCCACUCCCAGUCACCAGUCUAGCUGCCGCAUUCUGGAUUAGUUGUAGUUUCCAGGUCACCUUCGAAGUAGAGUGCAUGGCAGUAGUCCAAGCGGGAGAUAACUAGAGCAUGCACCACUCUGGCGAGACAGUCUGCAGGCAGGUAGGGUCUCAGCCAGAUGAAGCUGGUAGGCAGCUGCCCUGGACACAGAAGGGGAAUGGAAGCUCCUCGGAAGUGGGGCUGCGUGCAUGGUCCUUCAUCCUUGGGUACCGGCGUAGGAAAGCUUCCUCUGUUAAAGGGAGCUCAUUGGUGCAUCUCUUUAUUCUGUGUUCUAUUUCAGCGUUGGACCGACUAUGUGGAUCGGUAUGUCAAUUCUGAUUCUACCUCUCCUGAACUACGGGAACAGCUGGCCCAGAAGCCAGUAUUUCUGCCAAGGUGAGUGAAAUGAUAUUGCGCAUUACUCUAAGAACUAAUGGGUCAUUUUGAGGCAUGCAUUUCCUCUGGAGAUCAUAGCCCCAUUGCCUAGGGUCACUGUAGGAAACUGGCAGCUGGAAAGAACAUGGUGGCAGUUGUGUGCUGCUGCUGCUGCUGCUGCUGCUAAUAAUAAUAAUAAUAGUCUGAGAGUUCCUUGUAGGCCUCUGCUCUUGUGACUUUAGUUGCCCCCCCCCCCCAAAAAAAAACCCCAACAAAGCAGAAAUAGGAAAUGUUUCAGAUCGGGGUGGUCACUAAUAUGUACUUGGACAACCCUGCUUCAGCUUCAUGCAAUUGCACUGUGUACAGACUUUGUAAACAGCUUUGAAGCUCUCCCAUGGUUGUGGCUAAGUGCUGAUCCACACAUUAAAAACAGCCGUAGCUGUCUGUCUAUGUCUCCCUCUCCUUGUGGUGGAAGGCCCUUCACCGAGUGCUUGGCGCAAGCAAAGAGGAAAGGAGUGGGUCACAAGGACUGGUUGAUCUAAUGCUUGCCUGUACUGAGGAGGAAAAUCUAGCCAGCAAAUGUCAUCAUGAGCUUUUGUGGCAAUUCUUUGAAUGAAUGUGCCUUGGUAGCAUAUCAAAGAUCACAUUUUUGGUCAGGAAAAAAGGAUGGUUAUGUAUAACAGGAGUUUCUCCUCCGCAGUGCAGGUCAAGCACCAAUUUAGCCAGUGCCUGGGAAUCACCCUUCCCCUCUCAGCUUGGGCUGAACUCUGCUGGGAGGGGAUUUGCUCCUUUCCCCAGCAGUUUUUCAGCAAGUGGAGGAGGAUGCAGGCAACCACGGCAACGUUAAAUGUGUUAAUCAUCCCUUACGCUCUUAUCGUCAUUCAGCACGAGCAGUGUGAUGGAUUUUGAGGAGCAGGCCCCGCGAGCCACAACGUCCAGCCCGAUGAGGGAGGCGGGUGCUAAUUCCAGCAGGGGCUCUCUGCUUUACAGGAACUUGAGGCGGAUCCGCAAGUGUCAGCGGGGUCGGGAGCAGCAGGAGAAGGACGGGAAGGAGGGUAUCAGCAAGAAGCCCUUGGAGAACGUGGAGAGCUUGGACAAACUGGAGUGCAAAUUCAAGCUCAACUCCUACAAGAUGGUGUACGUGAUCAAAUCGGAGGAUUACAUGUACAGGAGGACUGCUCUGUUGCGUGCCCAUCAGGUAGGCCUGAGCAAAGCGGGUGGGGUGAGCAGCUGUGGCUUCUCCUCAAGGGAAAGCUGCAGGCAGCCAGGAUGCAGUGGUGUUUUGGUUCAUUCCCCCUGCAGCCCUCUGCUUGCAUCACUGUUCAUCAAAGCAACCGUGCUUAUGACCAGAGGUGUCAGGGUCUGGUCCGUAUCUUACUGGGAGAUCAACUGGGAACUCACUGUAUUCUGCAUACACUGGCUUGCCUUGUUGCCAGUAAAGGGGGAUCACUUCAGUGGUACACUUAGUAUGUGUAAUGGGAGCCACUUUUUCUGGCAGAAAACCUGUGUCCAUUAGACUAUAUGCAGAUUGUGACAUGGAGGGAAAAGAGGGUUGUACAUGUGCUAAGCAGGCAUGCAUGUCUGACCAAGGCCUCACUGCAUAAUGCCAGUCACUAAAGCUUUCUCUUGUUUUCUCCCUUCCUUGUAGUCCCAUGAAAGGGUGAGCAAAAGGCUGCACCAGCGAUUCCAGGCCUGGGUUGACAGGUGGACCAAGGAGCACGUGACCCGUGAAAUGGCAGCUGAAACUAGCAAGUGGCUAAUGGGGGAGGGCUUGGAAGGCUUGGUGCCUUGCACCACUAGCUGCGACACAGAGGACCUGCACUUCGUGAGCAUUAACAAGUACCGCGUCAAAUAUGGCACAAUAUUCAAGACGCCCUAAACUCCUGGGGGAUAGGAAAAGGUCGAGUUGUGGGUGCACAUUUCGUGCAGGUUCAUCAAGGAAAACAAGGAAGAUGCCUUCCUCCCGCCUCCUCCCCAGCCCCUCGCUGUUAUCUCUGUAACAACAGCCACUUCUGGACUAAUUCAUAGCUGGUACAUCUUGUUGCCCCAGGGGGCCACUUUUGGAAAUGUCCAUCCUGAGAAACAGAAGCUGGAACUGCUGCCCAGAGGCUGAGAUCACACGCAUGCUCCAUGCCAUGAGGGGCGCUGAGGUGUCCAAGUCGCUGUAGAGAAGCCCAUCUUUCCUGUACACACACCAGCAGCGUUCUCCCAGCCACAUGGGCAUCAGUGACAACUGGGGGCUUUGAAUAGCCUGACAAGAUGUGGUGCGUUUGAACACCCCCUCCCCAAGAAGAAAAAGGAAAAAAAGUCUUGCAGCCAGAGUAUCUUGGUUGGGAAUCUCCAAAAUGCCCAGUCCCCAGCUUCAACAGGAGUAGGCAGCAGACUUUCUGGAACCUUCCAUCGGCUCUCAGGGCUCAGCAGUCCAGAUGGCGGAAACAUUGGCUCUUGAGUUUGCUGCCCCCUUCUCUUUUCUCUCCAGUUCCUUCCUUGCUAUCUGGGUGCCUGACUUAACACAAACCAUUUAAGAUCGGUCAGUCCUUUCCAGUGCCAGUGGAACGAUCGUUUUGUUUGGGGUUUGUUUUUUGUUUUGUUUUUUUGAACCUGCUUGUUUACUAGUCUCUCUUAGUGCCAUGCACCAGCUUUUCACACAAACACUUCCUCUCACCUACACAGUACCCCUAUACAGACAACACAAGCUUUCACAAUAGCAACAACCUAUAUUAAACUGGUUUCCCCCCUCUUUUUUUGUAAAUAAAUGUACAUACUUGUCAAAUUUUUUUUGUUUUUUAUUAAAGAAAAAGUAUGCUUGAUGUGCUAGUAUAACUAUACUAGCUUCUUGUGUACCUUAGUACCAGGUGGCUUCAGGUUCAGGUUUUAGUACCUACAGAUGAGAGUGACAGAGACAUUUUUAUUACACUUUCUACCAAAGGGAGUUAUCAUUGUAGUGCUUUGUGUGGAAACUUGUUCCUUUUUGUAAAAAAUAAAUAAAUACAAAAAUACAAAAAUAUUAUUAUUAUUAUUAAUAAUAAUAAUAAUAAUACAUAUUGGUUCUUACCAGAGAAAGAUGUGUUCUUGCUGGUUCCCUCACUCUGUUCUGAGAGAUGUAUGGCUACCAAUUGCGGGCAGGGAGGCAUCCAACCCCUCAAAAAAAAUUAUUAAUGGAAAGGGAAAAAAGGAUAUGCGUGUGAGAGAGAAUGAGAAUGUGUGUGUAGUGGGAUUACAUGACUCGUAUUUUAAGCAGCCUAUGUGAUAUAUGAAUGAUAAUAUAUAUCAGAAUUUUUAAAUUCUUUUUGUUUGUUUGUUUUGGGGAGAUUGUUUUGCUGGGUAGUUUUUUUAUUAUCCACCUAGUCUUCCAGCUCAGAGAAUUUGCACUUUUUGAAAGUGUUGCUGAGCUCCCUAGUUUGGGGUUGAUUGUGCUUUCUUGUGUGAUUCUUCUCAUUGUUGAAGAAAAUAUCCUAAAUACCAAACCAGUAUUUGACAGAGCUGCUCAAGAGAGAGAGAAGAGAGAGUGUGUGUGUGUGUGUGUGUGUGUGUGUGAGAGAGAGAGAGAGAGAGAGAGAGAGCACACAUGCAAGACCAUAGGAAAAAAGAGGGGUGGCCUUUUGUGGUUUCACCAGUAACAUACACAAGCAGGGACAUUUUUUUUUACUAUUGAUGGCACGAACAAAAACUGAAGAUAUGAAGGUCUCUCUUUAAAAAAAGUUGCUGUGGGUUUUGUAAAUGGCAAUGAACCUAACAUUUGUGCCCUCCUCCAAGGAGGCGUUGGUUGCUUGUACAAAGUGACAAAACCAAGAGACCUUUAAAAAUAUGGCUUGCUGGUAUUUGUCUUCUCCCCAAAUCUGCCAAACUUACAUCUCUCCAGGUAUCCCAGCAAGUAGCUGUCCACACUCUCAGAACAGUGUUGUCACGGUCCAAGGCAAAGAAAUUAGAGAGGAGAAAAAGAGGACCUGUGCAAGUAUCUCUCUCUUCCCUGUAGCUUAAGAGAAGAGGGUAGAGGUGCAGGAUGGGCCUCUGCAGUAAGAGGCAGGUUUGCACAGGGGAAUGUGACCUGCAGCGGUAAAAGCAAGGAGUGGAGCCCAGCCGGGGAGUUCUUAUGGUAUGCCAGCAAUAAGCUAACUUACCCAUGUCUCCUUCCCUUGCCCUUUUAAAAGAGGGGGAUGACAACACUACUGUGUCCUGUUCCAUUUUGCUUGUGCUGCUCCCCUGCUCCUCACUCUCGACAGCCUCUCAGAUGUACUUCUUCUGUGUAUAUUUAAACUAUCAGUUUAGACCUUUUUACCAAGUUAGAAGAUAAAACACUUUGCCCAAGUGUCAUUUUGAACAAGACAGGUAGAGCAGGGUGGGAUUUUUUUCUCACCCAGUGUUUUUGAGGGUAAGAAAAACCCCUGCAGCUGCAAAAUAAAGGAGGCCACUGCCCUUCCUGUAGCAGGAUUUCAGAAUUCAGCAUUUCUCUCUCCCCACCCCCUGACCCUCCCAACCCUGAUGUCUGACAUCUGAGCUCCAAGCUCCUAGUCCUGGCCUGUACAAAUAGCAAAAUACUUUCGUUCUUAUUUUAAAUUGCUUUUGUAUUCUGUAAUGUGAACCUUUUUGCCACCUAUUCAUGUGAUUUCUAUACAGAUGUUGUAAACUUGACUGUAGUGCAGUAUUUCCAUUAAAAUAUCAGGGCUACUCGUGUACAGAUUUGGUGGUCCUUCCUGAUCAAACUUGGCCAAAAACAUUGGUGAGGUCUUGAUUGGGUGAACUUGAAAAGUGCUGUUUGGGCUCUUGACUUGCAUGCAUUUGCCUCUGGUGUGCAAAACUGCUCAAAGCGGGUUGGUUCUCUUCAAUAGACAAGCGCAACAGUGAGCAAAAAUGUUUUCGGUUGUUGGGAUUGUAAUUCCCUUUUGUCAGAUAUGGUACAAAGGUGCUGGUAUACUUGAUUCUGAUUUGAAGAAGUUUGAUAGGGGUCUGUCCCCUUUAGAAUUGGAAGUAUGGCCUCAUCUAAGUACAGAUUGGCAAAUUGCAAUUUUCAGUUUCAGUCUGUUUCUCAUUUUUCCAAUCUUAAGUUCUGUUUGUUCCAUUUCUACAUUUGUUUUGUAAUUCUUUUUUUAGGAAGUUCACACACAAAAUUGUGUGCAUUUCUCCUGAUGUAUGGUUGACUGUACAUGAUUUUGCCUAAUACAUGCAUUUUUGCAAGCAAUUUUCCCA
Podarcis lilfordi (Lilford's wall lizard) is the source of this 53175-nucleotide messenger RNA. The record is from the annotation of a GenBank genome assembly. NCBI's taxonomy places the organism in Eukaryota, Metazoa, Chordata, Lepidosauria, Squamata, Lacertidae.